AUGUUAUCUUACUUUCGUGAUCGAUUUCAGUACAGUUGGCAUGGUGUUCCCCUGUCCAAAGGGAUCAUAGAAGGCCCAAUAAGUACAAUCUCCGAAUGCGCCGAAGGCCUAGCAGUCAGAGGUCGGCAGGCGUCUUUGGAAUACAAUAAAGGCCCUUCAAGUCAGACGCAAGCCUGGUCGAAACCGAUAAAGUACAAGCCAAGUGAAUACGGUAAGUUAUGUGGUUACAGAGUAGCAACCGGUUUAGCGAAAACAAAGAUAUUUUUGCAAAUAACCACUGCGUGUUUCUAGUCUAUAAUGUUUCCAACUUAAAUUUAAAUUCUAUCGAAAAAAUGUUUUUGCCGUCCGGUCAUUUAUAAAUAAUCGGUACAUUUGAUGCUUUCGGGUUGAAACGAAAGGGCGUCUGAUUUGCGAACAGAGGACAACGAACAGAAUUUUGGCGAAACAUUACCUGUUUUUGCCUACAUGGCAACCACAACGUUCAUUUUGUAACAGGGAAUAUUGGUGCUGUCGAGAAGAACAACCUGUAACUUAACUCCAAGUGUUGUUCUCAAUUGAUUAAUCGUGCUAAUUCUGGGUUGGGUGCUUUAAUGCGCGUCAAAAUACUACUGUCUAAUCCGGUGUUGUGCUGCCUAUCGACUGGACUAGGCGUUCAUUUUUGGGAUAAUUCAGGAGCAUUUCUAGUAAGUAGCAUAAAAUGCCCGAAUUUCAUCAGAGGACGCUUUGCUUAACAGGGCUUAGUAAAAUACCUCACGAGAUGAGGAUGCUAUUGCUAAACUAAUAGGGAACAAUGAGGAGCUGCUACGUUAGGAAAGUUAAUUGUUUAAAAUGAGGAGUCGCGGCCUCAGAAUUUAUUUUUCGAUCACUGAUGAGCACAUUUAUCAAAGAAUUCUAAGGCGGCCGGAUUAUUUAUCGGUGCUCAAGAGACUAGUUUCAUUAUGCCGCCAGUACAAAGCACUGGGCUACUAUUCAAUGCACUUAUUCAGCGACUUAAGCGCUGAGAUUGAACAUUUUUUGCGCUAAAUUAACAAACAACCUAACGCGUUGAAGAGCAACGAGAAGUGACGCAGAGAAGAAGAUACUGACGUAAAAAGCCAGAGAGACCCAGAUGGCUACUUUUGGGUAGGGAGAUUUUGCACCCUCUAGAGGGGCUGGACCAGCAUACGACCCGAUCACGCGUCGGCGCACGUUAAUGGGCUGCACACUCAGAUGUGGGAUGUGCGGUGACACACCCAGACGCGGGAUUGCGCCGCCCAACAUUUGCGCCCGAUCCUGUCUUAUUUACUUUGCCCUGACAGCGGACCCAGCUGGGUGAGGAAAGAGAGAGUGAUGUUGGUGCGGUGAAGGUGUUUUCUCCCGUGCAAGUCACUGCCUUCUCGUUCAGCAUUCUCUGAAAUCUUCGGCAACGACGGUCGAGGUGCCAGACUGAUUUAAAAAAAAAUUGUCCUAGACAUUACUUAUAAUUAGCAUACAACAGUAAACAAUUUAUCUGAGAAAGUCUUUAAUGAAAUACCUUACAAGAUGUGGAUUGUACUGUUUGGCGAACUGGAAGAAGAAGAGGGGAUGCCACAUCAAUAUCGCAUUACACUCCAUUGUCAUGAAUGCAUUUCCUUAAGUUACUGCCUGAUUUCGUCGCAGAAAGCUACAACUGUCAACUUCCCGCUUCCUGUUUACAGGAACGGUCUCUUGAUACCGUUAGUGUUGAGAAAAGUACUACAGUUCUUAGCCCUGAUUUGGCGGCUUCAAUGUUGUUCUGUUUGGGAGAAUUUACUAAGAAAACACAUUGAGCGCCAAGCCAGACCACGUAGGAAUGUUAAAUAUUGGUCACUGAAUUAAUUUUAUUGCUGAUACAAUUAAAGGAAUCAGAUUAUGAGAAGUAGUGGCAGGCGCUAAAACAAGUGCUUUCUUCGCCCGACGUUUCUGAUCCUCUCUCUAACUCAUCAUCAGAAACAGUAGCACAAACGGGUGAUUCAUGCACAGGGAGUUUCCGUAUUUAUAGGAUGCGGUCAAUAUGCUACUGCACACCUAUGAUAAUUAAUCGCACUCCGCUUUAUCGAGAAUUGUUGCUCGCUGGUACGUUAAUUGCCUGAUGGCCGACAUACCAGUUGUUAAUUCCUAUAAUCUAAUCACCCCUGCUAGAUGCUGUCAUGAUGACUGCUCGGCUCUCCGGCUCACCGGCCUGCGCGCUGUCCGAGUGGUUAAUUAUUUUGGUCAGAAUAUGGCUCAGUACGGAAUAUGGAGUGGGGAUGCCGUUGCCUUGUUGGUAGACCGAGAUCCCACGAAGCAUGACUCAAGCAUGUCGCGGCUCACGCGAUUAUCACCUCUGGCGAGAAUGUCGGUCUCAUUGAACUUAAAUGUGCGGCUGGAUCUCGUCGGCCAUCAAGCAAUUAGCGCCCCAUCGGUUAACAAUUCUCGACGAAGGGAAGCGCAGUUAACCAUAAUAGGUAUGCGGCGGCAUAGCGACUGCAUGCUAUAAAUACUGCAACGUCCUGCGCACGAAUCACCCGUUUCUGUUACUGUCUCUGAUGAUGGGUUCAAAUGAGAAUUCGAAAAGUCAGGCGAAAAAAACCCAUUGUUUCAUUGAUCGCUUCUAAUUUUUAUCAGCUCAUAUCUUCGCGACGUAUAAAUUGGAGUCGUUGGAAAAGUAGCAGAGACAGCUACUAAUUGAUGCUGUCACUAAUGAAUGAAUGGGAGUCCCAUUGUGAAAUAGACACUUAUGACUUGUAAAUCGUUCUUAGACUGACCCACUGCGUCAUGGGGAGAAAGAAAACAAACCUCCAGUCAGCGGUCAGCACAGCAAAACCAAAUCUUUUAAAACAGAACGGAUGGCCUGAUCAACACAGAAGAUUAAGUGUAGUUGUACAUAUUCCUAACCCGGAACAUUGUAACUAAUUAUAUAAAGGUAGAUCCAUGAACUCCAGUUUAUCGCUACCGACUCGUUCUUUUUCAAAUAGUUAAGGUCAGGCACAUUUUUUACAGGCAAAAAUGUAGUUAAAAACAAAUUUUGAGAUUUUUGCUGGCGUUUUUCAUUCCAUUCGAUUCCAUUGUAUCCGCGACGUCACGGGGAGUAAUGUCAUUCGAUUAUUAAACAAACAAAGGAACACUCCUCAGAUCUGACACGAGGUUCGGUGCAGUCAGCGCGAACCGAACAAAAGAGCUCUUUCAUAAGUGAUAGAGGGGGGGGACGACUUCGACUACUCCUCUUUGGAGGAACAUAUUCUGAUAAAGACGAGCGAAUGCAAAUGUAUUCAGCUCCGUGAAUCCCUGUGUAUCCUUGUUGUCAUCGAGAGGAAGGUUGUAGUUACGGGCUUUGCCGUCCCCGAAAACAGUCUCCAUCAUUUGAGCGCUAUUUAACCCAAAACUCCUCGGUGAACAAUGGGAUAUUUGGUUACGAAAACUGGGAAAAACCAGGACUUAUAGAAAUAUACUCUAUCACCAUGCUCACAAAAGUCAAACAGACAAGUCUCUAAUGACGACAUAUGCUACUUCGCGAUAUUUAGAAACGUGUGACUUGGAUUGAUGCGGUCUUUGCAAAAGAACUAGGAAAUAUUUGAGGCAUUCCUCUGACUGUCAUCUACCCUGCUAUGGACUAGUUAAUUUGCAAUAAUUAAGUAAGAAAUCAGCUUCCUCGGAGUAAAAAAACAGAGACUUUAUCCAAGCCGGGACAAAUAUGUGUAAAAUAGUUGCCCCUGGAGAAACGCCGAUGUAGGUAAGGCUACUGAGACACUGCUCAUAAAUAAACUAAAAGAACCCCACCAAGACGCGCAAAAUUUACCCAGCUCUUUUUUUGAAAGACAGUCAAAAAAUUUACUGGGACGGCAUCGAUAAAACAAAAAGCAAGAUUAUAGUGUGCAAGUGAGAAGAGUACAAUUUUAGUAACGCCAAGUCAAGAUUUUUUUGCAAAAAAAUGACACCUUAAGCAUGCAAGCCUACCAAAUGAGCCGUCCCUUUGGCUAAAUGAAUCCGAAAUGUUCGUUUCCUGUAGUUCUGAUUUAAUGAUCGGGACUUUACUCCCAAGAAGACCAGUUAGUUUUUGAGCAGGCGCGAAAAAAUAGAAGGAACAGUUGGGCGGUCGCUGCCGACGAUUCCCAUUGUCUGUCCUGAGGCAGGAAUGACGCACGAACAGUGACUUACGCGUGAGUUAGGUUUAUGUUGGUGGCAAACUGGAGCUGCAUUUACUAUGCUCUUCCGUCCUCCACCGACCUUGCUCUGAUGGCCUCGGUUUCAAGCCAUAGUCAAAAAAUCGGGCUAGGCGCGGUGACUAAAAAGUCUGUCUACGCGUGCCCUACGCGUCCUGCCAACAAAUCUGUUAUCUAAACUUUUACAGAAAGAAGAAGGAAGCGUUCAGAGUCCAUCUGAGUAUAGGUGCCGUGGAGACUGUAUUUAGGAGGAGCCAUUGCAGCCUGGUCCCCCUAUCUGAAAGGCGAACCGAGUUUUCCUGUGAAGUAACAGCCUUCCAAAUCGCGACCUUUAAAGCACCCCAGGGUUAAUCUCGAUUUUGCUUGCCUGUCCCAGGUACCAGUUCACUGUCCUAGCAGGCAAGCCCUCUAGUACGGGGGCUGGAUGCGAGCGAUUUGCGUGGCGUGAACCUGCGCCUGGGUGUGCAACCACCUACCACACAUGUGGGCAAUAUGUCAAGGGUGCGCAGCCUAAAUAACGCAUUGGGUACCCUGAUACAUCUUCCAUGGUUUUCUAUCGCAUCUGUUCCGUGGAUUUUUUCAGAAGUUGCGAGCUCAUAACUAACAGAAAUUAUAUAAAGAAGCGGAUAUUUACAGUGACUGGGACGGGGGUUUCCGGCAUUUUAACCAUUAUCAGCUUACAACAUUUAACCAUAGUUCUGGAUAAAAUGAGAUUGGAACAAGGUAUCUCUAGCCACUGAGCGCUAAAAUGUACAGCCCUUCACAAUUAGGCAAUGGGUCCGUUGUCUUUAUGGUUGUGAUCAGAAAUACUAAUUAUCAAACGAGAGAUGUUUACUAAUCAGAUUGCAUGAUGUGCUUAUUGUCUUGCAAAGACCUUAAAUGUUGUCACAGAGUCUGCACACUCAGUACUAGGAAGAUAUAUCGAUAAGGACAAAAGUGGUUACGGUGGAAUUGUGUUGAUAUUUAACAUACUGAAAACACAGGUACUGGCUAAAUACCCAGACCCGCAAGUUUCGCCAAUCUCGUGUCGCCGCUUGACGCAGCUGAGAAACGUUGGGCUCAUUAAUAAGUCCCCCUAUCUUUACGCGUGUUUACUGAUAUAAAAAAUCAAUUUUCACUCUGCCUUGUUUAAUGUUCGAGGAAAAUAAUGCGCUAGCUUGGCGUUAAUCCUUUGGAACAGAACUUUUACAAGUACGGUCUGAAAAUUGAUACGAAUCGCUCAACCGAAAUCUAUGUUUGCGCAUUCAUUUCCACGAAACUUUAAGUAUAAAAGGUAAAACUGGAGUCCAUAUAACAGAAAACACAGAAAAAUCUAGGAUGUACCCAUUGAUGGACCGAAUCCCUCGCGGUGACGUCAAACAACGACAUAACGCCGGCAAACACGCGUGUCUGGGCUAUUAUCUAGUAUCCGUGUUUUCAGUACUGUAAAUAAGUAUCCCAUUCUAUCCUGCUGGCUGCCGGUCGGCGGUUAUUCCGCAGUAGCUGAUGGACUUCAGCUCACAUAUUCACAUAAUAUUUGGACCAAAACUGAAAUGGUCUGUUCCGUAGGAUUUACUCCAAGUUCGCGAAUUAACUUUCUCGGAAAGUAAACAAGAAAAAGAGGUUUGGUUGGUUAUUUCCGGCUUAUUGGUAGUUCGAUUAUAACUAUUAUCCAAAAAUUAACCGGAGGGAACUAAAUAUUGCGCAAAUGAAGUCAUGAAUCAGUCUCAGUUGGCAACAGAGCAACUAGUGUCGUUUGGCAAAAGUGAUUGACCGUAAGAACUUUGGUCACAAAUCUCGGUCAUUUCCGACUGUGGUUUUUGAAACGUGACUCAAGUAACUACCUUUGAAUGGUGAUUUUACGUCGUGAAGCGAUCUGACAGGAUCGCGAAAAGCCGGCUUUUUAGUCAAAACGCUGAAGAAAAUAAAAAUGUGAAUCCUUAAGUCUGCACCCACAGAAGGGCUUAAGUGGCCUGAUGAUGUGGCAUAAAUCUUCAGAAAUAGCGGAUAACCUCAACUUCUCUGAUCGACGCAACGUACAGUCUGCUCAAGCACAUUUAUGUGGAUCACAGAAAACACUACAACGACCUCACAUACUGUUUUCCAUAUUUGGUAAUCCAGAAAAAUGCUCUCUUAGGUAGUUGUGAUUGAGAUGAUUAGUUUAGUGCUUAAGGAAUAUGAAAUAGGUCGAUGCCUGCAACGGAUUAAAAUGGCUUAGAUUACAAAAAGAAGAUCCUUAAUGUCAUGCUUCGCCAGCUGGCACUGCCGCGUCAACAAGAUUGUGUUUGACACAGGAUAACCGGCCUAUCACACCCACGCAUGCCCAUUUAGGUUGAUGACUUUAUAAAAGCAUCAAUUCCGGGUUAGGAAAUGCAUUUCAUCUAAACAGCAGUGCAAGAGAGGACAAACACAUAAUCGUGUCAUUCCAGACGAAUUUGGGACUGGCUAGAAAGCGUGCAUUUCAGCAACAUAAAACAGCAAGUUUACAUCGAAAAUACAAAUUUGUUUAAGUUAAUAAAAACCUGCUCACCUAUAAGAAGUGAGCUAUAAAUUUGUAAACAGUAUGCAAAUUAAUUGGGACUUUAUUCGGUGCAGGUAGAAUUGCCAUAGUGAUGAGUGCACAUGUGAAAUAUUAAAACUUGAAUAAAGUCAUGCUGUUUGAAAAAAGAAAACUAUUUUUUCCUCGGCAUAAUUGGCGCUACCAAUCACCACUGUAAAUUGCUGGUAAUUAUUUCGCCUCUAGAAGAAUAAAUGUUUUUAAUCAUGUAGCCAUAAAUUUAUUUAAGUUUUUUUUAAAAUCCUGUGCUAACAAAACAAAGAAAAAUAGCUUAAUUUCAUAAAAUGGCAAGUGCAAUGUUAAACGUAUUUAUGGACUACAUUUUUGGUAAAGAAGGAUUUGUUAAGUGGGAUCAUUAUGUUGUAUAUCGUGAAAACACAAGCGCGACAGAAUGCUGACUUUUGAAUGCAUUUCCACCUGGCCACCUGCAAAAAGCUUACUUAGUUAAUAACUGGCUACAUAAAUAGUAUGAUGUUUUCCGCUUUUUGAAUAUCGCUGUGAAUUCAAGUACAUUCUACGAACAACAUGAACCAACAGUUUUCCUCUAUUUUUGCACCAGGUUAUAUCUUCAAAGAUUUAUAUUUAAAAAAGGUCAACACUGGGCUUUUAAAAUAGCUUAUAAGACCUUUUAUGACCUUGAAAUAUUUAUUACAAUGUUUAUUAAUAAUGUCGUUUAUGAAAUGUGUAUCAUGGCCCACAUCCAUUACGAAAUUCCGUGAGUCCUGUAUGAUGUCUUCUAAAUGGAAUACAUGUGUGUCUGGCUUUUUCUACGUGUAAACUAUACACAUUUUAGACUUUAAAACCCUAAGGCAAAUGCGGCGGCAGAUUUGACUCAAAGGUAUUCGAAACAUGAGGAAUUCUUUUUAAACCUAUAUGCGUCCUUUCUUUAAGUAAAAAUUUGGAGAAGACGUGAAUUGCUGUUAACCAUGCACAGGAAGACAAAAGUAUGUGCAUGGUUUGCUUAAAUUGUACUUAAAUUUUAGGGAUUAUUGAAAUAAUUGCAAAAACUAUGCUGCUUGUGCAGCCAUUUGUUACCGAGUGUGAUUUUUGCUGACGUUUGAGUAAGAAAGCAUUCAAAGGCCGGCACCCUGUAGCGGUUUUAUAAUUUGCAGUUUAUGAUGUGAGAAGUUCAAUUUGGCAGCCCCACUUAACUUACCCCUCUGAAUCCGGAAUGCAGUUAGCAAUUACGAUUGGGAUUUCAUUAGAUCAAUCGCUGACUGUGAUGCAUGCUGUUAUGUUACUUUAUUAUGUAUUAUGUAUAUUUCAUAUUAUACACAGAUAUGUAGUAUACAUUAUAUCAUUAUUGCAUUAUUAUAUUAUAUGUUUUUUUAUAUUAUAUUAUUAUAUUUUAUUAUAAUAUUAUAUACCAUAUAUUACUAUUGUAUCAUAAACUGAAGUCAGUGUUUUGACAAAAAUAACAUUUUAUCGCUACGAAUGGCAGGAAACGGUCUAGACCUCGGGAGUGACAUGCAACUUACGUCUCUGGACCAACUUUCCUUCCAAAAGCGCUCUAACGCCAUAGUAACCCUUCGCGACUUCUCUCAUUUUCGUACAUUGUGAUUAAGAUUGCACCAAACCUUUUGGACUUCCUGUACAAUAACUUUUAAACUUUGAAAGCGAGGAGUCGAGAACUCGGCCGACUGGACCCCGCGCUCUAUGUGAGUGAGAAAAACGAGGAUCUCUACGAUGUGCCUUUGGGCCACUUAGGCCGUCUGUGGUUUACCCUCUCCUAUGAUCAAACCAGCGAACGUCUGCACGUCACGGUGCACAAGGCACGAAACCUGCGCUCCCCCAAUUACCGAUCACUCAGAUUUUCCAUCGGCAUGCCGGCGGAUCUCACUGCACUUAGCAUCCUCACACCGGUUCAAACACAAGACUGUCGCGUAAAGUAAGUUCAUGUGGCCCGCAAAAUGCAUUUUCUACUGCACUUAGCUUUAUAACUGCGUACCCGGAAGGCAUCAGCUGUGCGGCAAUGUAUUCAGUGGAUUUACCCGACUAGAUGAGAUGAAUUUAGUCGCUAGUCCGUGCAACAAGAUUGUGAAUUCUCAAGGACCUUUCGUUCUUGGAUAAAAAUCGAAAUGGCUGUGUCGCGGACCAGCUGUCGGAAGCCUAUCAGAAAAAAGACUGUCGAUGGUGAUAAGGCGGAUAUUUAAUAAAAUAAUAUUUUCCUAAAGGAGGCAAACAAAUGCCUUUUAGCAUGACCGAGACGAUAAAACAUGACAGGUAGCGAAUGCUGGCGCAGACCCUGGGAAAACUGAAUUGGGGUCACGUGGUAGCGCUGAGUAACAGUUAACGUGAUUAGCUUGACUGCGUAAGAUGGGACUUUUGCUAUUGAGAAUUCUCAUUUAGUCCAGAAAUAUUUACAUAUGCAGCUAGUUGUCUGCGGAAAAAAUCAGAUAUCGAAGGCUGUUUAGGAGGAAGAAAAAUUCUUUUGUUUGGUUUUCUCAAUAUUUGACUGACAACCUGUAGAAUAUCAAUUUAUGCUGAGGUCUAUAGGUUCAGACCAAUGUUUUUAUGUAUGAAUAUUUGGGCCGAAGUCAAUCAGCAGUAAAAUAAUGACCGAGAAAUAUUCAGUAACUGCCGACAUGCAGCCAGUUGCAUAUUUUAAAGUUCAAAGAUACUAGUUCGAUACUAGUUAAAAGCCCAUACGCACGGGUUUCGCCGAUACUCUAUCGCUGCAAGGUACAGCUGCGAGACGUUCGGCACUUCAGCAAUUCCUUUGGAAUUCCCCGGUUUGCACCUAUGGAACCCAAUAUAAAUGGAUCUACUCCAAGUUAGUAGUCAUUUUCCUAGCAAAUUUAAAGCAACAAUUGCUGAACUAAAGUGUCUACCAGAUAGAACACGAGGAAUGCUAUGGUACCCACUGGACAGCCAACCUCAAGCAAAUGUGCCAAGCGGCAGCAGAAUAUCGGUGAAGAACGCGUUUCUGUGUUUUAAACUAUUACUUAUGCUGAUAUUAUGGUAAUUUCUAGUGCUAAAAUAUAAUGAGGUUUGUUUCGAAUUUAUUCAGUCAAGUAUAUCACUGACGACCAACUCGUACUUGAGACACAAACGUGACGACAGACACAGUGCAAAUGUUCAACGGGUGGAAUCUGUCCUACGGGCCAUAAGUACUUCAUCAAAGGAAGUUCAUUUGUUUCUCACUUCCCGUCAUCCCUAGUCCUUAGUGCUGGAGUAUUUAUUAAAGCAUCAGUAUACGUAGACUGACGCCUGGACUUGGAAAGGCAAACGGUAAUCGAAUUGGCGGCAAAAGUCAAAAACAUGCAACCAACUGGCAGGCCAAAUUAAAAGAAGACUGACACAGAGCCGGUUUUAGUAUAUUCCGCAUUUAUUUAGUCAGAAAUAAUCCUGUUCACCAUAUGGCAACGCAGUCAUCUACACAAGGGCUGCGUAGAUGGCUCACAGACGGCAACAGACGGCCGUUCAUAGGCCCCUUAAGGAAAUGAUAGUGGCAAACACCCCGCCAGCUGGCAUUUAAAGUCAUUGUGGACAGUGUAUACAUUCCUGCCGAAAUUAGCGCCAUCUGAUUAAAACAAAAACCGAAUGUCACAAACAGACAACCAGCUGCUAGGUUUAACUCAGAUAAAGCAUGAUGCCUACCGUGGCCGUCCAUACGAGUUCUGUUUGUUUCGAAAUACAAGUAUAUCGAUGUGAGCCACUCUUGUGCAGUUUGUGAAGAUUGUUAAAUAGAUAAACUCAAACGGGCGAAAAAGACUGUGAUAAAAGAAUGCAAACGAAAAAAAUUGAGGAAAACAUUAAACAAAGAUUCCGGUGUAAUGAAAUUGAUAUCAACUGAGAUUAUUCUGACAGAAUCCGCUUAAGGUUUGUAAUUUAUGGUGGAACCUAUUAGCAGGCAAACGCAGUUAAAGGACUUUUGCUAUAGUGUGUUUGGAUUUCGCCGUCCGUAUAUAUAGGAAAACGCUUAAAAGGAAAACUUUUGUUAACAGCAAAUGAUGCACGGCCUACACUGCCCAUAAAAUGAGAAUAUUCAGAUUUUCAGUGCUAAUUUUUAUGCGGUAGACGUCAAAAAAUAUUAAGUACACAUCAGUUAUUUAUCUUUUCAAACGAAUCGUAAGCCUUGUUUAUAUUUUAAAGUCAAGCUGCGACAUUCCGGUCGUCUCUGCCUACGUUGUCUACUGCGGCGACCGUCUGAUGAUGGAUUCGAGUGAGAAUCCGAAACCUCAGGCCAAUAAAUUUCUUGUACCAGUGAUCACAACUUCGUUUUCUGAUGUCUACUGUGCAUUCCGCAGUAGAGUAAGAGGAUCGGCGCGGAUUUCCGCGUGAGUUAGUUUGGAGUGAUAGUAGAGUUGUGCAGAAUCUACCGCAUCCUCCUCCUUUCCGCUGACAACACACAAUUAAAAAGACCGGGGGCAGGAGCGGGCGCAGGAGGCCGACCCGGUUUGAACCCGCACCUAGGCGUACCGCCACAAGCACUCAUCCACAGUGGCCAAUAACCAGGAGUUUUUGCCUCAAAAACGUGAUGGGAGAGAGGCGACAUAGAUUCGCAACUGACAUUUGUUACGUGUUAUGUCAUAAUCAGCCUCCUAUUUAAGAGCGAUUUGAAAUUUUGUUUAUAAAUGCCGUUAAUGUUUCAUACAUAUCGGAAGUCGCCAAUGAGGAUACACCAUGAAAAGAACAAAAACCUUACGUUUACUUUACUUUCUGUCCCCUCUUUUGUGUAAUUUCAUGCGUUUAGAUUGUUGAUUCUUCUCAAUCUUUUGUGACUUGUCGGUCCGCCGUCUAAACGUGAGUUACGUGUUCUUCGUUUUUAGACUCUACCUCGAGAAUGCCAAAAAGAAAUUCCAAACCUCCUCCACUAAGAAGCAAACAAAUAACCCUACCUUCGAGGAGUCCUUUUCCUUUCAAGUAAGCUUCACCGUUUCCUUUUGCAUGCAGUCAUCGCUGCUCGAAAACAGGGUUUCAACAGCCAAACGAACGAUGCUCACUUGUAGUUGGUUUACUAAGUCACCCGAAGUUGGUUUGUCUACUUUAAUGCGAUUUAUGUCGGAGAAAUUUAAAUAUUUACUGUGGAACAGGUGGUCCUGAAUUUUGGGUAGCUCUGAGCGCACCCAGGCAGGGAUUGACAGGCAAAGAGUAGAAACUUACAACGGUGUGUAGCGCUUAAUAUGCGCCGGGUACCCAUUCUCGUGUCCAGACUUCAAAACUAGCCGAUAUCUAAAUCCCCUAAGACUAACACUAAGGCUUAUUUUAACCACCUACUGUAAUACGUGGAGAGAGGUCAUAUUCCUGUGCUAGACCGCACUGAAAUCCAGCGGCCCUUGUAUAAUGGAAAAGUUCGAGAGCCCAUCAUAACGCAUUUAGUAAUUUUGACCGAAAACCGUCUCAAAUACAUUAUGUAAAUUUUCCUACGCAAGGAGAAACUGUGAAUUCUUUAUCGUUUUUGACCACUCGACAGCGAUUUCUAUUGAUUGACCGUACGGCCUCAUCGAUCGGCUCAAACAAAAAUAACAAAAAGACCCUGCGUCUGGCACGCGGCAUAUCUAUCGUUGAAAAAAGCACCAAGGGCUAAAUAUAUCAUCUUUUUUCAAACAGCCCACAAAGAACAGCCAAUGUUCGUCUCUAUUUUCAGCUUACGUUUCGCGUCGUCAACAGACCACACCUGAGACAGUAAAUUUAAAAAGGGUAAAGGAAGUGGAUUGAAAAAGCAAUUUUAUUCGGAAAAAUCAUUCAAUACACGCGCGUUUGACGAUCAAAUAAUAUCCAAAUAGUCGGUAUGACGGAAAACAACAUUCUAUCGUUUAAUUCGAAGAGGUAAAUUUGCAUGACUCCUAAAUAAUCCUGCAUGUAUUUUAAAGCACUGGGUUUUAGUAUACUGUAGGAAAGGCACUUAUGAAGUUAGGUACGAAAUCCAGCACGAAUCAAAACGUAGAUGUUAAUGUUAAAAAAAAUCAGAGUUGCGAAAAUUCCCAGUAAAGAAAUCAAAAGAAAAUUUGGCGAGCAUACUUCAACUUUUGAUAAAUCCGCUUUAGGUCUAUAUAUUUAUAUUCCAAUCCAAAUUAUUAAAAGGCAAAUGCCGGAAAGCGGAAGAUAUUCAACUACAGAAUAACUCCUACUUGCCAGCGUUUUUCUUUUAGUCAUUUUGAUAGCAAUAUAAAUAAUAGGUCUGAAGAGAAUUUGUCGAUAGUUUACGUAUGCUCACCAAAUUGUCUUUUAAGUAAAAGCACGCUAAUCAUCGCGAACUUUCGCAAAACGAAAACAAUUCCGUGGGAACAGCUAAAUAAAAAAUGUUCGGCGAGUGAAAUCAAAAUCUUAUCCUACUAGUCUUUCUGACUUACACUCGAACCCAUAAUUUGGAGACUGGAACAGAUACGCCUUGGUGGGCAUCAAAAAGUUCAAAUAUGUGUAGAAGUACUCUACUAAACAACAACGGACCUCGCCAAAUCAACAGCUAACAAAAUUGCUCAACACCGAUGACUGCCAGCUUUUCUCCAUCUGAGUCCUUGGUUGUGCAAUUGGCACUCCAACAAAGGGAUGGGUUGGAUGCAGACGACUCACGGCGCGCAUCUAUCUGGCGACGCUCUGUUUGCAAAACCCACAAUCACUCUCGUACAUACGUGUGUGUGUCUGUAUGUGGCACGUGGGCCCUCCAAAACGGACCACGUAUUAGAUGCGCUGGAACAACACGGGGCCACAUCGGAUUCUGGCAGGCGUUAUCUCUGCGCAAUAACAAAUGCUAACAUCUAGGGGAUGCGUGGGCAGACCCUGUUGUCGGCAGUCGCCGCACAAUUGGGACCAGUGUCAUCACACCAAUUUUUGUGGGUUAAAAACCUGGCCACUUGUUGAGAGGAUCGGGGGGUGCGGAGUGGAGCGUCCAGGUGCGGACCAGUCCAAGCUAUCGGACUGCGGCCUCCCUCAUCUCCGGUCUUCUUGACUUUGUCUUAACGCCGGGCUCAGGUGGGGGAGGAAGAGAGAGUGUGGUAAAUGCAGCGCAAGUCUGCGGGCACUAUAAGGCUCAGUGCAAGUCACCGUCCCUGCUCCCACUAACUCUUGUGGGGCACACGGCGGACAUCAUCGAAAUCGACUGUCGAGGUCUCGAAUUAGGCACUUCUUGGCCGUUGGCCUACAGACACUUCGUGAAACCCCAAUGUGCGCUGCGCAGGCCUACGAUCGCUUUGACAUUGCAUUUUCGUUUAAUCCUAGGACAGGAAAAUAGAACUCCCGUAAUACAGGUGACCUUGCCGUAAAUGCCAGGAUGAUUAGCAUUAGGGCUAAUGUUAGGGUAAAGGUUACCAUCAAGGUUAUUGUCAGACCUAUGAUUACGCAAGGCCACCUCUGCUACCUGGUGUCCCUGUCUCUGUUACUGACCCCGUCUAACAAGGUGUGUGAGUGAAUUGAGUGUGUUCUGUGAAUGCAUCUCAUAGCCGGCCCACUCCCCGAGGCACGCGGCCAACAUUUUACCUGUGACGGUCAGGAAGUCGCAUUAGCUGUUGAAAUAUUAUUGCCAAUGUUGGCUCAUUGGCGAAAAAUACAGGACUUGCCAACUAUGAUAGACAGAUUUUUACUUAACAUCUGCAACCGAUGUGCGUUUAUUAUUCUCCUUUAUUGCUGUUGCUGAUGAUAAGCCGCUGUGUUAACCCAAAACUUUGGACACUGUAUAUUCCCGAUCGAAAACCGACAGGGCAACGGGCUCGUGGCCCGGUGAGUAGAGGCGUUGACUUCUAAACCAACAGGUCGCGAGUUCGAGGCUCGGGUGUUCCACACUUCGGGCUUGGGUAUGGCCGGCUGGCGACGGCUAAUAAGCCAGAAAUGGUCAUUCCAGUCUCCCUUGUCUUUGUCGGUAAUAUCAUUCUGCCUAUAUAUCGUGCGCCGCUGCGCGGCUGCUGGUUGGGCUCGAGAGAGCCCUUAAGGCACAACGGAACGAGUGAGUUCCGUAUGAACGAUCGGUGAGCGCCCCCUUACAUUGAUUAAAACUCUUUUUGAAUCGGUUUUGUCUCCUCCAGAAUCGUACCUUUCUCCUAAUUGCUAAAGGAUCGAAUUCUUAAAGCCGCAGGACGUAAAUUACGCCCGUUCUUUCUCCCGGCAUUUUAAAUCCUUGUUAGUUAAUCGUCUAACGUUGCUCCCACUAAGUUGGUCCUGCCAUUUUGGCUGGAAUAAUUAGGAUUUCCACGCAUUUCCCGCAUGCAACGAAAAUCGUAUGACAUCUGCGACAAGCUAAACUGUACUUAAAUAGAUACUGCCCAUUUUUUUCUCCCGCCAGGCCACGCUCUGUGUGCGAUGCUGUACAACAGAAUGAGUGCUGCGGUCACCGAUUUGUCCGUCAUAUUGGAUAAAGGGGGGUUAAUUAUCAUUUUUUUCUGAAGUUACUGGUGGUCGCCUAGGGAUGGGCGGCAAGCAACGUAUGAAUCGGAUUUAUCACUCCUGGCAUGCUUAUUGCUAAUCGGCGAUGCGGUAUCGCGGGGUGGUAUAACUUCGUAAGGGAAUUUGGCGGCUAAAUCGAACGUUCCGCCAGUUGAAUCGGAAGUCAUGUCUUGCCGGUUAUGAUUGUGGUUAUAGGGCGUCGCCAAUAGUGGCAUCCUUUGAUCUUUCCCUUACUAUCACAAAUAGCUCUAGAGUCACAGCAUACGGCGACUGAUGCCGUUUAGGGUUAUCUAAGACAAUAAAAAGAUAUUUUGAGUCGCCUAAGGAUGCAGUUCUAUUUAGAGCAGCCUUGCAAACCGAACUUUCCCUAUAAGGUGGGACUUAGGCGAUUCUAGAAAACCAACGACUCCAUCUACCCAGUUUAUAUCAAGAUAACGUUUAAACCUAAGUGAUGGUUUUUUGGGUUGGUGUGCAAAUAUCAAACACACAAAGGAAUUUCCUAUACUGUUUCCGCAUAAAGAAUGUAUGCGUAGGUUCUACAUGCGUUGCAUUUGCGAAUAUUUGAGUAAGACACUGAUAAAAGUUGAAUUUCCUCGGAUUUUUCGUAAGUGCUGUAAAGCAAGCACGUAUCGCGAACUGAUAAGUAGAUAACUAUAACACAAAUACUGGAAGACAGCAUGCUUAAUGCAGUCCCGGGUUUUUGACAGUGUUCUUCAGGUGUUCAGCAAUCGAAAAACCGCAAAAGCUCUCAAAGUGAUAGAUGGGCGCAGUAAGGUCUUACUGCAUUAAAAAUUUAGCGGCAUCAGCAGCGGCAGCUGGCGCGCCCCGAUCUAACAUCUAUACGUUCUCGUCCAAUCAGUCUUUCACCUAUCUUCUCCAUUUCAAAUUCACCCCUAUGACCGCCGUGCCAAAACUCAACCACCUGCCCCCUCCUCCGCUCAUUUCAGAUACCAGUUCACGAGCUUCAGAGUCAGUCCAUCCGGUUCGAGGUUCUGUCGGUGGAGAGAACCAAACGCAGCAAAGUGGUGGGCUUCGUGUCCUUCCCACUGUCCGCCUUGCAGAAGUCCGAAUGUCAGUGGCAGCCGUUGCGAGUCGCACGGGACCUGCAACUGUACGAACUAUCCAGUGUGAGUUAUCAACGUUUGCUAAGUCAGGACCUAGGUCGUCAUGCCUCAAACAUUUUGCUAGUCAGCGGCUGCCGCACUGUCUUCGCUUGCAUAUCGUAAAACAUAUAUAUCCAGCGGGCGGACAGAAUGCGAUCGAGCGAGAUCCCAAAGAAAAAACUGCGGGAUAGGGGCUUCCUAGGCCCGUUUAUAUACAUCUGUUGAAACAGCUGCCUGCCUCUGGCGCUGUGUUUACCGAAAUGCCGAAAUGUGUUUUCGUUCGGCAAAGAUUAAUCAAGUAGGGUUGUAAAACUUAUCAUCGUACAGCAUAAUUUUAUAACCCUUCACUUACCUCAGAUUGCCGCCUUUCGAACAUAUUUCUUAUCGGGUGAAUUCAAAAAGUAUACUCUGUAAAAAAGGACUACUUAUAUAGCGUGCAUUUUUCUCAUCGGUUUUCGAUGCCCCUAAAAGUCUAAUCAUAUUUCAUGGAAAAAAGGCAUAAAAAUAUCCAUACUGUUGCUGAUUCGAUAGAAAAUUACGUCGUUUUCCAACUUUAUACUCCAAGGUAGGGCGCAAAUUGGUUUUUAAAAAGUUUUAAAUUGUGAGAUUUUUUGACGGCUGUUCAUAAAAGGCAAUGUCUCUACAUUUACCACUGUUCAUCGUAAAGUGAACAAUAUGGCCUAAAUCCACUGUUAACUAUUAUGAAUCCCAUAUGUCCUCUUCUUAAUAUGGUAUAGAAAUAUAUAGUUUUCUGUAAGCGAAAAAUAUAUAGUUUGUUGUUUGGAAACCCUGAAUACAAGUGUUGAGUCAGGUCGUGUUCAAAAUUAUUCGGGAAUUGUAAACGUUUCUGAAAAUCGAAUGAUACUCUUCCUGCAAGUAUAAAAUUGGAAGAACAAGCUACUUCCUACCGAAUGGACAGAAAUGAAUAUUUAUGUAAUGUCUCCCUUUAAAUAAAAUUGAAUAUUUAACGGCAUCGAAAAUCAAUGGGAAAAAUGCAGGCAACAUAAGUGGUCGUUUUUUCCAGUGUGUAGUUUCUGCAUGCAGCGAAAUAAAGUCCGUUCGAAAGCAUGCAUCCUGAGAUAACUGAGUUAUUAUAAAAUUACGCUGCAAGAAUAUCAGUUUUACAACCCCACUAAGUUAGUCUUUGCGAGGCGAAAACGCAUUUCGGCAUUUAUGUUGACAUUUCGUGGGUUAGCGCACCUACUAUACUACUGCAUGGUUUUAUAUGCCGCAUAACAUUAUCAGCAAAAGCAAGGGAGGCUGAAAUAGUAUUUUUUGACGUGUUGGCUGCCAUCCACCAGCCAUACUUGACCUCGGGGUGUGAAACAAUUUCAGUUGUGGUCUUUCGCAGUCUGCUGGCUAGAAGUCAAACUACCUAACAUUUUGGCCAUGAGAUCAUUGCCCCGUCGGCUGCAAUUGGGAACAAUUAUAAUGGCAGAGGGGUGCACAACGAUCAGGACUAGGAACAAGGGAACGAAUGAGUUCCACAAUGGGAAGGAACGAAACCUUAUUGAGUAAAUAUUACGAGGUUGUGGAAACUUACAAACGAAAAAUUGGCCUCUCACCCACUCCUGGCAGGUAAGAUUUCAUAGCACCUGUCUGAGGUCUACAUGUGUACUAUAAAUAUCGGAGACUCCUUUGUCUGGGGCAAAAGUUAUCGUCGGCGUCUGCCGUUCUAAAACAGGCACAACGCUUCCUGACGUCUGUGACUCAGAUUAGUAAUGUAGUAAUCGCCGUACUGGGUUCGAUGACGCUAAAAAUAAAUCUUAGGGAAAAUCUAUAUAACAUGGCGCGCACACCGGUUGUUUAUUAACGCAAACAAUAAUCACGUAUCGAUUUUAAACCAGGCCUGAAAUGCCGACUAUUGAUUUUACAUUUACUUAAUUUCUGCUAGAGGGAAGCUCAUCGAUCCUUCUUACGGAACCUACUCGUUGAAUUGUGUCUUACGAGCUCUCUCUCGAGCCCAACCAGCAGCCGCACAAAGGCGCAUGAUACAGGCAGAAUGGCAUUACCGACAAAGACAAGGGAGAGUGGAAUGGCUAUUUUUGUCUUAUUAGCCGUUGUCAGCCAGUCGUACCCAACUCCGAGGUGUGAAACACCUGGAGCUCAACACCGUGACACGUUGAUUAGAAGUCCAGCGCCUCUAACCUCUGAGCCAUGCGCUUGUUGCCCUGUUGGUUUCGAUGGAGAAUAUACAGGGGUAGGAAGGUGCUCACCGGCCGUUUUUACGGUACUAAUUAGUCCCGUUGUGCCUUGUAGUACUGUCACAAGCCUAACUAACAGCUGCACAGCGGCGCAUGAUAUAGGUAGAACGUUAUCGCCAACAAAGGCAAGGGGGAACUAAAGCGGCUAUUUUAGGCUAAUUAACCGUCGUCAGUCGGUCAUAUUCAUCUGCCCAUAUCAUGCGCCGCUGUGAGACUGCUCGUUGGGUUCGCGAGAGAUCACUUAAGGCACAACGGAAGGAGUGAGUUCCGUAAGAACGAUCGGUGAGCGCCUCUCCUGCAUUGUGUGUUCCCGAACGCAACAGACAAGAAAACGAUCGCACGGCUCAGUGGUUAGAAGCGUUGGACGUUAAUCUAACAGGUCGCGAGUUAAAACGCCAGGGGUUCCACACCCCAGGGUAAGUUAGCACUGGUUGACGACGGCUUAUAAGCCAAAAAUGGCCAAUCCGAACUUCCUUGUCUCUGUCGAUAAUAACGUUCUACAAAGCAUCUGUCCACGACGUGGGAACCAACGUCAAACACCUACCGAACAAUUUUCUAUUUUUCAAAUAGUGCUAACUGAAUUUUAGAAAUGGUCGCUGAGACACACACACGAAGUUCUUCUGCGCCUACGCGAUCGACUCACGCAGUAUAAUUGCGCCCACAACUUUUGUUGUUAGUGGACGCUCUUUAGAGUGAUUUUUCGAAGUCCGGUGAUUCCUCGUAUUCCAAUGAAAAUUUUUGAUUGAACGAACAUGAUGACCAGAAUCAACCAUGUAGUCAAAAAUGACACCAAUUAUACAUCAAACUUCGCUUUUGUAAGCGGGGUUGAGAUGUGGUUACGCAUAGUUCUGUUAUCAUCUCCUGCGACAUACCUGUAAUCCAUUUCACGGAUCAAGCAAAUAAGUUAUCGAACAUGCAGUGGAUGUGAGCCGGCAUCCUACACCUGCUUUCUGGAAGACCCACGCUUAGGAAAGUAUUAAUAAUACCUACUUUCUUUUCUAACACACGUUUUAAUGUGCCUCAUUGUCAUAAAAUUGCAUUUUCGCCAUACGAAUUGAGCAAAAACAAACAUCUGUCGGUCCAAUAGUUACGUUUUAAGUUACGAAAUGUAGGGGCACCAAUGCGACAUUUUUCUUAAAUUUUCUUAAUGUUUAUGAGAAAUCCUGUACGCUGAAACAAACGUUUGCUGGAUAAUACUCCGGUGUUGAAAAAACAAAGAACAUUCUUUUCUACGAAGUCCAGCAUUUUUACACAUUCGCUGAGUUUUUUUUAUUCUAGGUUUUAAAUUUCGUAAUAUGCAUUUUCCCCCACAAAACAUUAUUACUGCUGCUUAAGUAAUCGUGAAGUCAGUCGCUUGUGGACUAUACAUGUUACUAGGGUCCAGACUCAUAUAUGAUUUGUAGGAACCUUCAGAUGCGGUCUUCCGCCGUUAAUAAUACUUGCAUGAGACCACGGUUCCAGCUGACGCGCGCGGGGCAGCAUUAACACAAUUUACUGCAAUCCUUAGUAGACUUAAGUAAAAAAAUAUAUACGUAUAGAGGAAAAUUAAAAUUUGGCACACGCACUUUUUCGGUUAUUUCUAGCAAAGAGUUUGCGGUACUGCAAGUAAGUUACGAUUGAGAAUAAAACCACAAAUAGGCAAUGAGCGGUCGUCAAAGGAGGACGUAAGGGCCUUUAGACAUACCAACAACACAGGGGUAAUUACAAGAAAUUCUGUUAGGCACCCGGAGAGGGGAAGCUGCUAGUGAAUAGUGCUCGGAUGUAGACGCUAGAGGUUGGGUCGGCCAACCGUAUGGUGACUGUCUUAGUCGACGCGAUUAAUAGCUAUUGUUGGAGCUGGAAAUGGUUCUUUUGCAUUUUAAAGAGAACUCGAAAUCCCUAGUUGACAUCUGCCCGGUGAGGGCCGUUAACCACGUCAGCCAUAGUGAUGCUAGUGAUCGACGUUUUUAAAAUGCUUCACUUACAGUGCGUGACCAAUCUCAUGAAAUGUUGGCUGAAAUUCUGAAAUGCGUUUUCGAUUAGGACGACUUAGUUGGUCGCGGUUGUGAUACUCUUAUAACAUUUUGGACUCGACAGGAUGUGGGCUUUUAAAUGCACUUCUUCUCAAUCUCGUGUAGAAAGCGUGCUUGGUAAAAAAUGGCUACUAAUGUAACAUGCAUUUUUCCCAUUGACUUUCGAUGGUCUUGGAAAUUCAAAUAUAUUUUAUAAAAUCCACAAAUAAAAAUAUGCUUUCUUUAAGGCAAUCAAUAGAGAAUCACGUCUUCUGUAUAUUUUAUACUUAAGGAAGGAGCAUAAUUAGGUUUUAAAGAAGUUUUCUAAUUGCCGAAAAAUUUGAAGCCUGAUCAUUCGUUGCAUUAGCGCUUAGUGAUUACACUCUACAAGGUGCAUGCGUUCCGCGUAAAGAAAAUCCCAUAUUUUUCUAUGCCAUUAAAGAGAAACCAUAAAGAGUCCAUAAAAGUUUGUAAUGGAUGCAGACCAUUUUGUACUUCCCUAUGUGAAUGUACAUAUCGCGGUUUUAAAAAGUCUCCUAAUUAGAAACAUUUUUAAAACCUAAUUGUACUCUUUCCUUAAGUAUAAAAUAUAAAUAAGGCGAUAUUUUCUAUUGAUUGAGUAAAAGAUAGCAUAUUUUUGUUUGUGGUUAUUAUAAAAUAUAUUUGAAUUUCCAAGACCAUCGAAAAUCCAUGGGAAAAUUGCAUGCUACUUUAGUAGUCAUUUUUUACCGAGCACGCUUUCUACAGGAGAUUGAAAAGAAGUGCAUUUAAAAUCCGACAUCCUGCCGAGUCCAAAAUGUUAUAAGAGUAUGCCUUAAGACAAUCAAUAUCACGACCGCGAUUAAGUAAUCCUUCCUAAUCGAAAACGCAUUUCAAAAUUUCAGCCAACUGUUCAUGAGAUAGGUCACGCACUGUAGCCAGGAGAAAUAUCAGGUUUUCGUCCGUUUUGAAAAACGCCUUAUCUGUCAGCCAUAAUAACCUGCCGCUUGGGAGCAAGUGAAGACGUAAAUGCAAAUUUAAGCAGAUCGAACGGACAGCCGAUCCAGUCUUUCAAAGCUUAAAAUCAGAAUGCGUGAGAAAGUAUAUAGGAUUUAAACGGACGCGUACGUGAUCGCAAUCGCAGUAUUAAAGCUGUUUCGUAGAAGUUCGCCGUCUAGGUCUCCCGCCUUCCGAUAAGUUAUUGUGAACAAAAGUUUCUUCAUUUUAAACAUAACCUCACCCACGUCUUUUGGGGGUUCUUGAAAUAUUUCAUUAUAAGCCUUUCGGAAAACGUUUUCCUGCACUGUUUUUUUAUAAAGGCGAGUUUGUUCUCCAGCUUUUCCAGUGUGCCUAUUUUCCCUAGCUCGGUUUGUUAUUCAACGGAGUAAGCUUCACUUCUGACGUACAGAAACGAAACUGUGAAAGUGUGUAUUUUACACUGCUCACGGUUUCCUGCUAGUCACUUUCUUACUAAUUGUUCUACUAAUUAGAACGUCUAGAAAAGGGCGACACUGUUUUUUCGCCUAUAUCAAAGCGAAUAUAAAUGAUGGGUGAGCUUGAUUCUAUUUGUUCACAUGGGUGCUGAUGAAAUUACUCAAUGGCGGAUCAGAGGCUAGGUCUAGAUACACCGCGGGACAAAAUGAGUCAAUACCACCCAGCGCAAAUCUUCAUUUUGGAAAUAAAAUGGAGGGAUUAGUGGUCCCCCCUUUGGAGAUAUACAAAGCAGAACGUCUUAUGGAAAAAGUAAGAGAUUGCAUUUUGCAAGAAAAAGGGACAGUACAAUGCAUAGGUCUCUAUAAUUCUAAAGUUUCUCUGUGUGCUCCACUUACUUGUGUUAUUACGCAGGUUUGAUGGGGAAAAUCGAAAAAGUACGUUCGUAUGGAUUUUUUGCGUAAAUAUAUUCGCAGAACGCUCCAAAAUAAUUCGAACAUCCGGGCCGGGUUUAUAAGACCUUUCUGGCCACGCAGGACCGAAAACAGGCGGCAUCCGCUUUGAUGCCGCUGCCAUUAUACAGAUGACAAAGACCAGCAGCAAAGAAAACCGUCUUUAUUCAGCACAUGUUGCUGUAAUUUAAACCGACAGGGGGGAGGAGAACGAGGGUUGUUGUUGUUAUUGUUGUUCUUCUUCCCAGUUGUUUUUUUUUUCAUCGUAUGUUUAGCAUCUACUAGUCAUUGCCUGCGUGCAGAUGGCGUGGUUUCCCAGCAUUCAUUUUAAGACACCUAUUUAUAGUUCUGUCCCCGCGAACGGGAAACCAGUACUAUCUCUAAAUAAGGUCGAUUAGACAUCCCAGGCGGCUGCCGAACUCCAAUUUAUAUGUCACCCCUCCGUCGGUCUUUUGAAGUAGAGUUGCAGGGGGAGGUGGAGGAGGACACGAAAAUAAUAACUAGGUGUAAAUACACACACAACACCGUAUAUCCUCAUCCGGUUUGGACCGCCGGUUACGUUGGCUAACGGAACAUGACUGCUAGCUUCAGGGAGCCGAUAAUGAGGGUUAGGUGUCAGGCGAAAACAGCAAGACGCAGUCGCUAUUUACGUGCUGAGAGCUAGCACUCAUGCACUGUUGCUCCAAACUGGACAUCCCUAUGCUACACAGAAGUCGAGUGCACAAGACGUGAUUGGAAUCUCAGAGCAGAAUCUUCAAGUCUUUCAGAAGCAGGGGCUGAGAACAAACAAUGACAGUUUUAAGGUCGUUGUCGACGAUGUUCACCGUGUGUUCAACAGCUGAGUGAAACCAGGGACGAUGACUUGUGGGCAAAUUUGUUUAGAGUGAAGGCAGACUUUCACAGCAUUUUCCGCACUCUUCCUCCGCUCCCGCCUAAGCUCAGUAUCAAGAUCUAGCCGAGAAGACCGAAGGCCGGAGAGGGUGCAAGUGGCUGACACUGCUGGACCCGCACCUAGGCAUACCACCGCACACCUCUAGUCCACCAAAAAAUCUCGACCAUUAUCUUAACAAGCAAAAACUCGGCCGAAAGAGAUGGAUAGCACAAGUCAAUGGGCGACCAUGCACAUGACCUGUACAACCAGCGGGAGCGCUCGUUGUCUUGUCUGUUGCGAUCAGGAACACACAAUGCUGGGGAGGGGAAGAUAAUAACUAGGUGUGAAGACUCACAAUCAAAACCGCAUAUCCUCAUCUGGUUUGGACUGCCGUUUCCGGCGGCUAACAGAACAUGACCGCUAGAUGGAGCUUAGCUUCUGGGAGCCGCUAAUGCGAGUUAGGUGUCACGUAAGGACAGUGAGAAGCAGCCGCUAUUUACACGUUGAGAGCUAGCAUUCAUUCACUGUUUCCCCAAACUGGACACUCCUGUGCUCCACAGAAAUUGGGUGCAGAAGACUUGACUGGACUCGCAGAGCGGAAUCUCCGUCCUAGCCUAAGCUCAGUAUCAAAACCUAGUCAAGAAGACCGAAGGCCGGAGAGGGCGCAAAUGGCUGACACGGCCGGGCCCGCACAUAGGCGUGCCAAUAAACCCCUCUGGGCCACACAAUAGUUGACCCGGGUUUUAGCCAACAACUAACACACCCCUCUACUCCACAACAUAAGCGUUGACCAUUAUCUUAACAAGCAAAAAGUCCGCCAGAAAGAGAUAGUUAGCACAAGUCAAUGGGCAACCAUGCCUACGACCUGUACAACCAGCGGGAACGCAAGCGCAUCCUACGCUAGGGAGUCAGGUGCCUAAGAGCGGUCAGCGCUCACCAGGCUGUGAUGACCGUGGUUUGCUGAGUCCUGGGAUAGGGGACGCAUAUAUUCCAUUAAUCCAAGAGAGGGUGAGACGCUAACCUGAUUUUUAGCAUCGACAUAUUGCAAAGCCAUUAUACGGACAGGCUGGGACAAAAAAACGGGCAGCAUAUGAGACCGCCCCUUCUUCAAGUUUACUUAAGUCACACCCAAACCAGUAACCAACACUGGUGGCUGUUCCCUGAACCGUCGUGUGUAAGGGCAACGUGUAUACAAUAGACUUAUGAGGUCCGGCCAUAAGGUGUCAACAGCUCCUCAACCGGUGGUGCCAACGUUUCACCGUCCAAAACAUAUGCAAUCUCAGUAUCGGCUAUUUUUCGGUUAGACCUCCAGUGCAGACUGCUUACAAUCGGUUUAUUCCUUAAAGAAAGCGAGAAAGUAAAGGUCGAAAGUCAUACUUCAUCAUAACUACAAACUAUGUUCCCUACACACUAGCCGUGUGAACCCACUCAAGUAAUCAUGUCAUUCGAAAAACAAACAUAAGAGGAUUACGGAUUAGUUCUUGGCGUCAAUCACUCACUAUCGGGGUUACCAUCGGAUGCUGUCCCAGUAACUUUUCAUGUAAGCAGCGGGAGACUUCGCCUGUCCACAUCUCCGGAUAAGCAAAUGGGAAAGAUUCAAGUUAAACAAUUAACUAGGAUUUACUCGGCCGGUAGUUUAAGUCAAAAUAUAGUAAAUCUAAGUCAUGAGUCAAAAAGGCAAGCCAAAGAGCGAGGUUCUUCUCGUGGAAACACGCUCUUUGCAUGCCCUAAACUACUGUUGUGAUUGUAACGUAACAUCUUUAGGGAAAUGCAAUUUAUGAAGAGAAUGAAUUGCUAAAACGACUUUUCCCGAAUGAAGCCUUUCAUAAAGACGACAACGUUUGUGCUAAAAUAACGCCUACUGAUGGGCCGGCACGAUUCUUUGAAAAGGCACCCGGCAUAAACAUCACGGAAAGGAGACAGGCACUGAAUUUCGUGAAAUGUCCGUCUUUGUUUAAACGAAAGACUGGGGAAGGUAGCAAAAAUAGCGAGUUCCCUGGGUGAUGGGCGUGGGCGGGACGGAGGAAAGGGCGUUAAAAUUGUUCUCACUUAUGACAACAGUCUUUAUUUUUCUUUUUCCAAUACAAAGGCGUGUCGCAAUGUAGCAGAAAUUGAAGUCUUCUCCUCCAGCAGAAAAAGAUCGCAUUGCAGUUAAAUACAGUUUGUCUUCUUCCCCCCUCAUCCUAAUUCCCAUCCGCUCUACUGCGUCUCCUUACAUGAAUCAGAUGAUUGCUUCUAUUAUCAGGGAUAAGAUGUCAGACACCAGCACGACGGACCUGUUGCAUACAACAGGGAGCAGAGAGCGCUGGUGACACCGGUCGAAUGCGAAUGGGUGGCUGUGACCUGUGCUAGAUCAUGUCUGCAAGAGGGCGAGAGAGGGAAUACGAGCGUAUUGGCGUCGACUACUUUCAUAUAUAUAUAUUUGAAAGCAAAUACGUUUUUUGAAAAAAUUAGAAAACUUCCUUAAGCAAAUGUGCUACGCUUGCUCCACAGAUCGUCUUCAGACCCGAGCAAAUAUGCAAACAACAAUCAACAUUUCAAACGUGCUUCAACAGCAAUAUUCAUUUGGCGUUUGCGCCAGUAAACGGCCUCCUAGCGACCUGGAGAACCAGCGUCAAAAAUUUCUAAAUAAAGUUUUCUAUUGUCAAUAGAAGCGAAGAGCCGAGUCCCAGGAAGUAGUCUUGAAGAAGGAGACACGAUCGCCGGGACAAGAGCUUUAUUAGCCUGACGUUUCGGAUUCCUGCUCGAAUCCAUCAUCCGGUUUCUCCGACGUAGUUGCUUUGUCCGCAACUGCACCAGCUCCGAACGAGAAUGGCCGAACACGCGGCAGCGGUGCGCAGAAAUGACGCCAGCUCUCAAGUUGCAGCUCAUUCGACGGGAUCCGGCCACACAUUUAAAUUCGAUGAGGCCGAAAUUCUCGCAAGAGGUGACAACCGAGUGAGCCGGGAGCUACUGGAAUCAUGGUUUACUGGCCCCCAGUCCAUCAACAAGUGCUACAAUCUUCCCAUUCUAUACUCCGUACUGAAACUUUGCCGAGGCGGGGUAACAAGCCAUGCGGGGAGCGCAGAGGUGAACACUUUUCCCAACACCGGGGUCGAUGCGUCAGAUGGUCGAGCAAUCAUCACGCCAACAUCCAACGCACGUGAUGAAAUUGCAGCAAGUAUCGACUCGAAUGUCGGCCAUCAAGCAAUCAUCACACCAAGUGCGCCAAUCCCGGAUGAAGGGGAGAGCCGUGAACGUUCAUAGGUAUGCGGUAGCAUGGCAACUGCAUCCUAUAAAUACUGCAACCGUAUGUGCAUGAACCACCCUUAUCUGCUUAUGUCUCUGAUGAUGGAUUCGAGCAGGAAUCCGAAACGUCAGGCUAAUAAAACUCUUGUCCCGGCGAUCGUGUCUCCUUCUUCAAAAGUUUUCUUUUUUUUCCAAAAAACGUAGUUGCUUUCAAAUUAUAUUUUUUGGGGUCUGCGUUCCAAAAAAUAUGCACCAUAUAAUUACCGACAAAGACAUACGAGAUUGGGUGGGCCAUUUCUGGCUUAUUAGUCGUCGUCAGCCAGUCAUACCCAAGCCCAAAGUGUGGAACACCUGUGGCUCAAACUCGCGAUCCGUUAGUUAGAAGUCCACGCUUCCACACUUCGGGGUUGGGUAUGACUGUCUGACGACGGCUUAUAAACCAGAAACGGCCAUUCCAAUCUCCCUUGUCUUUGUCAGUAAUAACAUACUGUCUAUAUCAUGCACCGCUGCGCGGCUGCCGGUUGAGUUCGAGAGAGAGCCCGUAAAGCACAACGGAUCGAGUAACUUCCUUAAUAACGAUUGGUAAAGGCCGUCUACAAUAUAUUUACACAGGAAUGGGCGCACACCGAUCUACUCGUUUCACGAAGCAAACAAGCUCCGUAUUUUUGGCAGGGGGCAUGAGCAGGCAAACAAUUACCAGGUCGAAGUAGGCCAAGUCAUUAUAACACCUGGGGGGUAUGACAAAGUAUGCGGGUAGAUUGAUACAGUACUGGUUCGGGCUUAGUUAGCCUUUAUUUACUCAACCGUAACCCUGACCAGCAGCUGGGAACAGAAACACAAACAUGCUCACAGAAGCACAUGGAGAAUUCGAUCCACCACUGGGGUCUACCAGAUGGGUCAUAAGAACUUUAUCGAAGCGAAGCUCUACUUUUCCCAAAGCACUUAUUUGCUUUCAAAUUAUUUUUCUUCAGCUGAUUGCGUACCAAUAUAUAUAUAUGAAAGGAAGAGCCGAUCUCGGGAACCAUAGUUGUAUUGUCCUGACGUUUCAAAAUCAAACAAGAUUUCAUCGUCGGAGGUGAGUUUUGUACCACGCCUCACAGUAUUUAUAGGUGGUGAUGGUCUCCUUUCAACGAGUUUACCUCUGGUCGGGGGCCGGCGUUCGGGCGCUAGCUGUCAUCGCACGUGUUCGCAUGGAUCUUAGUUCUUGUCUUAGGCUGGCAAUCUUCUUUACGACCUUGUGACGGCCUGUGUUCUCACCGGCCGGAUGCAUACUGGAAGGUAGGCAUCCAAAGAAAUGUAAGUUAAAGGCAGAGGCGUUCUUUGGGAAAAGGUACUUUACUGCGUGAAUUUUCGACGCCUGGGGAACCGGCGUCGCAACAGUAGCAUUCCGAAUGAAAGUUCGUGACCUAGAGAUGUCCAACAUCGAUUCAAAUUAAGGCGGAGCAUUUACCUUCAAGGUUACGAUCUGGCCUCAUCAUAGGUUAUGGUAAGUUAAAUCUAUAUCCUCGGUGCGACGUCUACCCUUGCAGACAUCAAAUACUUUGGAAUAAUAAUCUUCUAGAAAAAUUUGCUCGGAUGAGCAGAUAUUACUUGCCGAGUUAUGCAGGAUGCGGGAUCUUCUUCCUCACAUACCCAAUUUAUCGAAUGAUUGAUGUAGUUAAACGAUCACCUCAUGCAUCCCACUUGCAGGUUUUCCGAAUUGCUCGUUAAUGUUAUGCGAUUUUUUCAAAUACUUUUCAAUACAACUGCUGUAAAGCGAAAUUCUCUUCGCCAAAGUAUUCACUAGAAUACUUAAUCGAGACUCGCAGCACAUGCAUUUACAUGCUAAUCAAAGGAAUAUAAGUAGUCACUUCGUUUUUGUACAUGCUAAUCUCUUCAUCGCAUAUCAUAGAAACAGAUGCUGAGAAAAAUUGUUUUUUUUAAAUUUCAGUUUCCCGGAAGUAUAACACUAAUGGUGGCCCUUACCUACUUUCCAGCGACCAGUCGUCUUACGGUUGGCGUGUUUGAGUGCCAGAAUUUGCCCCUUAAGUCAAACGGAUUUUGCAUUGGUAAGUGACGUUUAACCUUGAAACGUGGCGCAUCUGCGGGUUACUGUGUAAGACAUCUAGUUUUGAGGUGAAAGAAACUAAAAGUUCAGACGUUUUCUUAAGCAGGAUUUGAUGUUGCUGUCAGAAUUUGCAUCUAAACGUAAUGCUAGUCCGGCAAAGUUUUGCGGCAGGGUUGACGCGAACUACGCGGUCUAGCUCAGCUCUCGAUGACAAGGGCGACUUUUUGCUUUGCAGAUGCUUGCCUGCUCAUGACAUCUGCAAUUUUGCUUGUAGCCCAUCUGCCUUACGAAGGCAGACAAGUCUUUUUUGCCCCGUUUAAGCAUAAACACAUGCCAUACUUAUUAUAGAGCAAAUGACAGGGGCAUUGAUGAAUUACCAGUGAGCAUAUUUGUAAACCAUUCGUCGGGGGUAAGAUCUACUGCAAAGACCAUGAAUAUAUCUAAAGCUUAAAUGCAAGAAAGACUUAAAAUUUAUCGACGUCACUCACUUUUGUAAACCCUACACCAUUUGGACCAUCAGUGGGGAUUUGAAGUGAGAGCAACCAAGCCAAGGAAUGUAAUGGCAGCUCAAGAACGUUCUAUGGCGAGAACACUCAUUGUUGCAAAUUUGAAACAAUUGUUGAAAUUUGGAAGGGUCAGUGACCAUACUUCAUAUGCAAGCUAAGGUUCAAUCUGGGGAAAUGGCACCACAUUCAUUUACAAAAUAAACUUCAUGCUUUGCACUAAAAAUUCAUAUGUCUGCUGGAAAAUAUGCGUCCCCCAAGGAAUAUAACUCGAAAAAAAAAUAUCCAAGGAAAUCGAUGAAUAAUUAUGUGUUCUGACAGAUGCCAAAUAAACCGUUUCGACCCAACUAUAAAAAAACUCGGCGACCACAAUUGCAAGAUCAAGGCUUGAAAACUCGGCCAAUCCUCUAACUGCCCAAACUACGUGGCCCAAACGUGAGACGUGAGUUUGGUCAUAUUAUGGCCAAGUUACCCGCCCAGCCCACUGCAAGCUAUGGAAACCACCAGCAAUGAUACAGUAAAGUGACCGUCUAAGCAGGGUUUUCUAAGUAGUCAAAAUAAAUUAUUCAAAAUUUUUCAUAAUACCUAUCACUUACACGAGCCUGGUAAUAACGUGGCGGAUUCUAGAUAGUUUACUUAAAAAAAUCAUGCUUAAGCAGUCAACCCUUUCUAUAAGAUUUAGCAGAUUCCAUACGUUGCAGGAGUCUGGGCGAGUAUCCUUACUCAAAUUUGUCAAAAUUCCCGGCUCCCAGUGGGGCCUUGUAGCUCAUGUGGCUAGAGCAUUGGCUGAACCAAAACCUGAGGCCGCCGAGUUUUUAGCAGUUGAGUCAAAAUAAAAGUCAGCAAAGUUUACUUCAAGUAGAUCUUACACCAGUCCCUGGCCCGUAUUUGGACGUGUAUUAACCAUGCAAAUCAGUAUCAGUUUCGAACCUGUCUGAACAGUUGGCGCUGUUUUGCCAUUCGUUUAGGAAUAUCUUUGCAAUGGGCUGAAUCCCGAUCCGAUUGGCUAUCACCUACGUGUGGAUAACUUCUUAUUCAAAAUGCGACUGAUGCAUGAGUUAACGGGCGUAUAGUAUUGAGAAAUUUUUAAUUUCCUUUAUGGGCGGACACCAUCAAUGUGUGUUUUAAUAUAAGCAGUUGUUUCUCUGGGUUCUAGCGUAUGUACGACGAUUAAGGGCAAGUAGUCUGACCACUUUAUUUUUGUCUGAUAUUCAUGCGUGCCUGUACAGGCCGAAGUUGUAAUUUGACCAAAGUAUUCUGCAUUGUAGUGGCUGCACGGGACCUUGUUAGCAACGUAUCUUGACAGAACUAGUCACCCCUAUCCUAAGUCACUUUUUGUGGGCCAUCUUUUAUUAGUGUUUCCUCGGGCGUAUCAAAGUUUUCAGGCAAGGGGGCAAGGGAGCGUGCGCUUAUUUUAACUUUUUUGCUUAGUGUGAAUUGCCUAGUUACUUGUCUUUUUAAUCCUUGGUUUUAUGCUUUGAUGGACAAAUUCUUCAGGAUACCCAUUAUUAGAAAAACGUUUGAACAAACAUUUAAGAUCUAUUUGAUAACUUUUGUUACCAGAGUGUCGUAUAUUUGCUCGAAUAAGUAAGCAGUAAACGACAAUCCGUAAGUGAGCAACAGAUUAGUUGAUCUCCUGAUGUAGAAUGACGUUCGCAUAGGUUAUUUUGCGACAAAAGCAUGUCUUUAAUGUUUAUUUAGUCAGUAGAUGUGUGUGAACUCCGGAAACGAUAGGUAAUUGCCAACGCAUUCUUAAGGGUAAAUGGGAAUCCUGGUAGUUUUGAAUUAAUGUCACUGUGAGACAUUUAAAGAUGAUAGGUUUUAAUGAAAAAAAGAUGGCAUCUCUACGGCAUAUCCAUAAUCUUGUAUUAAUUAACGCCAAUGGCGAAGCUUUCAAAUUUUGCAUCCUGAAUUCGGCAAAAACGCUCGAGUUAGAUGACCACAUAAGCUUUCACUUGAACUGUUGAUAGCAUUCCUAUGAGAACAAAAAUAGUCUCCAGUCAAAAAUUCAGUAAUCUCAACAACGUUUUUUGCAGUAACAUCUAUUUUGCUGAACUGGCGGAGUUUGUUCAGGCAAAAAAUUGGUGAAUUCGGUGUAAAAGACGUAAAGAAUGAACCAAAAUGCGAGGGCACAAAAGUGACGCCCUAAAAUAAGGAUGCCUGUUUAAAUAAAAAGAAGGCUGUUAGCAAGAUCCCACGCGAAUUUAACAAUGAGGUCUACUGUGGUAAGCUGGAAUAAAUGCCUGGGCACGCAUACACGAACAUCAGUCUGAAGUAAAAUGGCCGGAGUACCUGCCCUGAGUCGCCAGGCAUGCAAUAGACACUAUAUUUUAAUGUGCUUGUAAUAAAACACGCCUCGUUGACGUAAAGAAUUUCUCAAAGCCAUACACUCCAAUGACUGGCACAUUAAGUGGCCUGUCGGACUUGACUAUAGGUACCGUAAUUUUAAGAAAACACUAAAAAGACGACACUUAGUCCGACCGGAACGUCAACCCGCAUCCAUGGUUCAUUAGCAUGAAUUAUAAUGCUAUACCGCCUAUUCAGGACGGUUUAUAAUGGGCACCGUUUUUCGUAUUUCCUGUAUGUCUGUUAAAAACCUUGCGGCCAACAUCAGAACUUUACGAAGCGGAGCUUUUUGACAAUCCCAAUGGUUAUUUCUGACCCGUUUGCAGUCAUCAGCCAAACGCACCUAACCACAGAUGUAGAACGCUCGAGAUUCGAACUCGAGACCUUCAGUCAUUAGACCUGGUUUGACCGUGCCAUCCACUUGCGCCCUCCGCGCCUCCGGUCUUGUCGACCCUGUUGUGGCACGGAGCCCGACUAAAGGGAAGAAAGAAGAGUGAGGUAGAUGCUGUCCAAGUCUACUUUAACUAAAAAACUAAUUCCCUCACAAGUCAUCCUCCCUGCUAUCACCUCGAUUUGGAGCACCCGAUGGGCAUCGCCGGCAACGACGGUCAACUUGUCGGUUGAUAACCGCUCUUCUAUCACGACAAAGUAUUCUCGAUAACUGCUAAAUCACGUACUUUUAGCUUUCUUGCUAAAUAGCGUGAAACACUAAAUUUCACUGCAUUGGGGAGAUUUAUAAAGCACUGUUUUCGGAUACGAAAAACUAUCCUAAUAUAAUUCUUCAAUUUACAUAGCUGUGUACGCAAAAGUCGUAGUAUGCAAAGGAAUCCAAGGAAAACUGCAUAAAGCCAAACGAACCCAACCACUUGAACAAAGGAGGAGUUUUGACGAGUCCUUCACCUUUUCGAAAAUCGAAGACCCCUCAAACAUGAACGUCCGCAUUGUGCUCAUGCAACAAGGCUUUAUUGGUAAGUGUGGACACUGAGAUCCCGGUUAUUCUUGAUUUUAAGUCAUUGUCUAAAAGCGUUCUUUGAACAAUCUCCGUUCUGACAUCAAGGCCGUACUCAGUUGAAGGUAGUUUAUAUCCUGCACGUUCAUGUUCACAAGUGAGUCGUGAUCGAACAUGAAAAUAAUCAUCCCAAAGCGAUAAAAUAUUCACUUCAUUUUCGAGGUUUGAAAAAAUAAUUCUCCGGAAAAUUCAAAAAUUGAGCUAAUACGCCUCUGAAACACAUCCGGCCGCAUCCAGGUAUUUGCAUGAUUAGUGUUUAACCUGUGGUAUUGUUUCCCCUUGCAUCAUAAGAUGAGUAAUUGGAGUUCCCAACAGUGGCGUAGCCUGUAUUUUUUUAGAAGGGCGUCAAAUAACGAAGAAUUUAGGCACUUGCAAUGGUCAAGUGCUCAGGGCCCAUAGUUUGAGCCAAAUGACAACGGCAUCCGCUUAAUACUGUUUAUGCGCGUGAGUUGGUCGCAAUCCAGGAUUCAAGCAUCGCCCUUUGAUUGAAAGGUCAGGCAAAAAUAGCGCUCUGUUAGGUUAACAUACAAAAGAGCGACUUCAUGGAGGUUAUCGACAAAAACAGAUCAGGACGUCGCUUCCAGGGCGGUCACUCAAACAUUCGUUUACCAGCAACGCUUGAAAUUGGGCCUCCGGUGAGUACCUGAUUGAAGAUAACUAGUCAUAAUACAAACCAUGGACACAAAGAUUUCGGUGUUCUUUCUCCAAGAAAUAUAAUUAAAAUUUCAGAUCCCGAAACAAACGAAUGAAAUAAGAUUUGUUUAAUCUACUGUGUCGUGUAUAAUUCGACCAGUCGGAAGACAGCACGCUACUGGCACACGUUUCUUACUUAUAAAAAUGUCCAACCUAGUUAUGCAAUAGUUGUCUUCUGGCGUAAAUCUAAUCAAAACGUCCAGCGUUUCUGAACCUUCCUACUGCACUCUAUUUAGUAGCAGCGUCAAAGAAUCAGAAACCCUGCUUUUUUACUCUCACUGUCAAUUUUGAAAAUAGCGCUCAAAUUGUCGAUAUCAGCGGAAAGAUGAUUAAAGAAACAAGAUUUGAAUUCCCCAGAUGUUUCUGUCACUAAGAGGUGCAAUACUUACACCCGAUCAAGCGUUUUCAUGCAUAGCAUUUUGCGACUUGGAUGCGCGCAAGCACACAGUAAUCGCGGCAAACAUGGACUCCGAUGAUGCGUAUAGGAUUCCUUAAAUAUGAUUGGUGUGUGGUUAGGCAACGGCCUCAUUAUAUAAAUAUUUCAUUCCCUGUGCGUGAAUUAGUUCUAGCUGUUAUUAAUCCUGAUGAUGUGAUCGUAAGAGAAUACAAAACUUUUGGUGAAUGAAAUUGCUGAGCCUGCGAUUUUGUCCCAUUUUCCACAACUGUUUUCUGGAAAUCAUUCCAACAACUACAGCGAAUUUAUUAACAUUAUUAAUUUCCCAACAGCUCAAGUGUCGCUUUUAAUCACUUCACUAUAUGAAUAACACGUACUGUACACGCACCUAAUGCCUGAUCUCUUCAGAAAGCUGGUAAGAUAAUUUACCUAUAUGGCUUUCACAAUUACACAACAAAAUCAUGCGUUCAUCUGUCGCUAAGCUCUCUCUCAAUAGUAGACACCCUGUCGGCCCUGCGGACACGUACCUGGUUGCCCUUCGCGCAUAAGGAGGCAUGAAUACGUACGGGCGGUUGCGUAAAUCAACAAACUGAGGAUCGCUAGGUCGAGGUCAGGUUUACCACAUGACUUUAAAUGUAUUUGAGGAAAAUUGGCUUACGCCUCCGGAAUCACAGUUUGUGUAUAACAAUCGAAAAAUUAGCAACAAAAUGAAGAAAUUCCAGCGGCAAGUGAAUGCAGCCAUCGAUUCACAUAGAGCACUAAAUUUCUGGUCAAAAAGUCACGUAUCUCGUUCGUCGGUGAAAUAUAUGCCUCUCAAGUCAAUAUUUAAAUGCUUCCACAAACUGAGACACUUCAAUCGCCUCAGGCAGGUUAGUCUAUGGUUCCACGACACGGCUGGAGUAUAAGUACUUUCUCACAUUCAUUUUCCUUUGAGAACAUGUAGUUUGAACGGAUGUACCCAAACGUUAUUUGUGAUGGCGUGUUAAAAAGUCACCACACCGGAGGGGCUAGUCUAAACCACGCACGAUGCGAAACGUUUAUAUCAGGUUUCCGCGCAACUGCCUAUAACGUAGAGGAUAGUGGUUAAGGUUAUUCAAGCAGGUCUCGUAAAGAAUUUUUCUUUGACCUCUUGCUAAUUCUGUGGCUCGCCUCUGCUUUACCGGUUUUGCCCUCUGCUUCCAGGUAUCUCAGUGUUUGACUCCCUCGUGCACAAUCCAGUACUCUAAAGGCCCCUUUUAGUUUAACAGAAUGCCCAUGGUCUGCACAGCAUCUGAUGGUCAGUGGUCUUGACGUUUUGGUGCCGAUAACUUCUGUUGUGUAAGAUCGAUUAAAACUGUACGAAGUGCGAAUUCAUUGAAAAGGUGGUUAAUUUCAAGUGUACGCAAACAUAAAUUUUCAGAGAAAAGUAGAAUUAGUUAACUGCGACCUGCGAAGGUGCAAUAAUAUCAGCAUCAACAGCAAAAUUUAAUGAUGCCGAAAGUUUGCGGGGGUCUUUUUGUUGCCUACUCACAUGAUUACUAACGGUCAGAUGUGGUUAUGUAGCCCCACCUGAGGUAAGCGAACACCGGCCACCUGUAAUACGAGAUCGCUGGUAGUAAAGGUUUUUACAGGUGGGACCACGGAACGCACAGGUGACGAGGUGAAGUACUUGUGUGCAAAAGAAAAGUUAUUGUGAAUGCGCGGUUGUAUUUUGAGUAAUCGGGAAAUAGUUGUCCUAACCCAUAACCGUAACCGUAACCCUAGCCUCUAACCCUUACCCUAGUCCCUAGUCCCAACCACAACAGCAUUGUGCUCAUCAGGUUGGUCUACAUAAAAAAUCAUUCCGCAAUAACAACUGGAAAAUUAAAAAAUUGCUUAUAUUAAAAAUUAAUAUAGAACUGGUAAAUUGGUAUGGAUUUCUUUAAAUAAGCCAUCUUUCCUGUAUGCACUUUCGCAAAAACGGAAGGUCACCUUAAUCAUACACUCCAUAUUCCGAAAUAAUAACCUGGUAAAUCUAUAUUUGCGUUAUAUAAGAUUCGAUUUUGCACUGUGAAAACAAAACCUCGUCUAACUUCUGUUCAAAAAAAGCUAGAAAUAUUGCUCCAAUUGCACGUAUUGUGCAGAAGCAUAUCAUGAAUUGACGCAACACCCAGUUUCUAAAACGCCAUCAUAUUGUUCCGGCCUUCAAAUGAAAAAAGCAUUACAAACAUGACCGAGCCACGGCAGCCGAUGCUUAACUUUAAGGUCUUCCAAUGCAGUUCAUAUUCUAUUUGAAAGUAGUAUGAAGUCUAAUCAAAUUAACUAGGGAGAAGGUAGCUGCCAUUACACGUCACCUUUCGAUAGCAAUUUAAAGUUAAAAUAUGCUUGGGGAUGCAGGUACAUUGGGAAAACACAGAGUAAAUGACUGACUGCCCAAUCAGUAAUUUAGCAGAACGAUUUUUAAAGACAAAAAACAAAUUCCAUCCCACGCUGUUCCCAUAGUGGACACUAUUUUGGCCCAGCCAGCAAGUACACCGUAGUUAUGGCGGUGGUUUUACCGAUUCGCAUAACCGUUACUCCUGUGUAAAUGAAAAGUCGCCUAUGAAUAAUUGAAUUGCUCACAAACACCUAACAGCGAAGACCAGGUAAAGUGGUGGCGGUGGCCAACCUUGAUCUGAGGAAAGACGAGGUGAUUAACCACUCCAAACUCUGGGAGUAGUCGCGCAACAACCGACUUGUGACAAAUAUUACGGGUCGAGGAUCAGAAUGGUAGCGGUCAGACGACUAAAUUAAGUUCGUCUUGCCCUUAUUCAGCAAACGUGUUGGCGAAGAAAUAACCGUCUCAGCCUCUUCAUUCUUUUUGGCGGAAAGCCUCCCUACGCUUAAUUGUCCACCGUCAUUCUGCAGACUGUGUGGGCUGUAAGUCGAGACAGUGCGAUGUCUAAUUCUAGGGUCCGAAGGAUAGAAGUUGAAGUUGUAGGGUUGUAGGCCAAAAGUUUAAAAAAAGCCGAAUUCGCCGGGAUUGUAAAUCACGUUAGGAUUGCUCCAGCAAACUCUCUAACUACGUGGAUUGCGAGGGUCGAUUGAGAGUUCCAGGUAUUUUCGACUUUUUGAUAAAUUAUUUACCCAACCUACUGCGGCGUAUACAGGCAUUACACUCUGUCUGUUCAAGAGUCAUAUGUAAACAGCCCGUCAGGAAGCCCCGAGAGAAUUUCCGGACAAGUAAUUAAACAGGCGUCUCCAGUGACAACCAAACUGGUUAGAUAUUUGCGCAAAAUUUUCGCAAGCAAAUCACAAGGGUGUUGAGCAACGACGGCCAUUUGCGCCCACACAAUUAAACAGGCGUAUGUGGCAGAUUUGAGCAAUCUACUUUAUUUGGUUUUUGUGCUUACAGGGGUGACAAAAUGGAAAAUCGGAAUAGGCGUCCUUGAUUUUAGUCGAAGUGUGGUUUAGAGCACUUGCCGCGGGCCUCAUGACGACGAAAAGCUUAUACUCGGAAUUCGCUAAUAAGAGAGUACGGUAUAACAUUUUUACGGUCAACCCAAAGACCAAGACCACCGAGUUCUAAUUUUGAAUGCUAUACGACAGUCAAUUCAGGCAAGCCGAGCGCAACAAUUACAGCUCCUAGCGCCUUCCUGAUUAGUACCUGUCAACAAGUGACAGUCGAUGUCCUAAGUCUGAUAGGAGGAGAUUAGUUCUGCUGACGCAGCCCAGAGUGUGGAUCGGGCGCGCAGUCAUUCUAAUCUCCCGACAAAUCGCUUACGUCCAAUCAACGAAACAAGUGUCUAACUGCCACAACGUGGCAAGUGCAGUGUCAGGGAGGGGGGCAACACUCAGCGUUGCUGACUGCUAGGGCGACUGCUCAGUAUGACGUUGUGAUAAGGCUGAAUGACGUCACUGACAAGGAGAAGGGAGAGUGGAAUUUUCACAGUAAUCGCGGCAAACAUGGACACCAUGAUGCGUAUGGGAAUCGUUAAAUAUGAUUGGUGUGUGGUUACGCAACGGCCUCAUUGUAUAAAUAUUUCAUUCCCUGUGCGUGAAUUAGCUUUAGCUGCCCUCAAUCCUGAUGAUGUGAUCUUAAGAGAAUACAAAACCUGGGGUGAAUGAAAGUGCUGAGCCUACGAUUUUGUCCUCUUUUCCGCAACUGUUUUCGGGAAAUCAUUCCCACAACUACAGCGAAUUUAUUAAUAUAAUUAAUUUCCCGACAGCUAAAGCGCCGCUUUCCAUCACUUCACUACAUGAAUAGCACGUACUGUACACGCACCUAAUGUCGGAUCUCUUCAGAAAGCUGGUAUGAUAAUUUACCUAUAUGGCUUUCAAAAUUACACAACAAAAUCAUGCGUUCAUCUGUCGUUAAGCUCUCUCUCAAUAGUAGACACCCUGUCGGCCCUGCGGACACGUACCUGGUUGCCCUUCGCGCAUAAGGAGGCAUGAAUACGUACGGGCGGUUGCGUAAAUCAACAAACUGAGGAUCGCUAGGUCGAGGUCAGGUUUACCACAUGACUUUAAAUGUAUUUGAGGAAAAUUGGCUUACGCCUCCGGAAUCACAGUUUGUGUAUAACAAUCGAAAAAUUAGCAGCAAAAUGAAGAAAUUCCAGCGGCAAGUGAAUGCGGACAUCGAUCAACAUAGGACACUAAUUUUUUGGUCAAACAGUCACAUAGCCGUUUUUCGGUGCAAAAUAUGUCUGUCCAGCCGAUAUUUAAACUCCUCCUUAGACUGAAAGACUUCAAUCGCCUCAGGCAGGUUAUUCCACGGCUCCAGGAAUCGGCUGGUGUAAAAAUACUUUCACACAUUGAUUUUUUCCUUUGAUAACACGUAGCUUGAAGGGAUAUCCCCGCAGGUAAUUUGUGGUGGCGGGUUAAAAACUCAACAGGGGGCAGUCCAAGCCACGCGCAAUGUGAAACAAUUAUAUAAGGUUUCCGCGCAUAUGUCUAUAACUUAGAUGAUAGUGAUUAGAGUUAGUCGUGCGGUCUCGUAAAGCAUUGUUCUUUGACCUCUUGCUAAUUUUGUGGCUCGCCUCUGCUUUACCGGUUUUGCAUGCUGCUUCCAGGUAUCUCAGUGUUUGACUCCUUCGUGCACAAUCCAGUACUCUAAAGGCCCUUUUUAGUUCAACAGAAUGCCCAUGGUCUGCAUAGCAUGUAAUGGUCAGUGGUCUUCACGCUUUGGUGUCGAUAACUUCUGUUGUGUAAAAUCGAUUAAAACUGCAGGAAGUGCAAAUUCAUUAAAAAGGUGGUUAAUUUCAAGUGUACGUAAACACACAUGUUCAGAAGAAAGUAGAUUUAGUUGACUGCGACCUGCAAAGGUGCACUAAAACCAGUGUCAACAUCAAAAAUUUAAUGAUAUUAAGAGUUUGCGGAGGCCUUUCUUUCGCAUCCUCUCAUGAAUAAUAACGGUCAGAUACAGUUAUGUAGCCCCACCUGAAGUAAGCAAGCCCCAGUCACAUGUAGUACUGCACCGGUGGUUAUAGGGGUUUUUUAAAGGUGAGGACGGGGAAUGCACAGGUGAUGAGGUGAAGUACUUGUGUGCAAAAGAAAAGUAAUUGGGAAUGCGUGGUUAUACUUUGACUAAUCGGUAAAUGGUAGUCUUAACCCGUAACCGUAACCCUAACCUCUAACCUCUAACUCUAACUCCUAGUCCUAACCACAGCAGUAUUGUGCUCAUCAGGUUGGGAGACAGAAAAAACUUACCAUUAUAACAACCGAAUAUAUAAAAAUUGUUUUUGAUCAGAAGAAGAAGCGAUCGCUGGAACAAUGGCUUUAUUCGCCUGACGUUUCGGAUUCUCUCUUGAAUCCAUCAUCAGAGACAGCAGCAGAAAAGGGUGGCUUGUGUACGGGAAGUCGCAGUAUUUAUAGGAUGCGGUCGCUAUGCUACCGCAUACCUAUAGCAAGUAACCGUGCUCCCUUCAUCAAGGAUUGUUGCCCGCAGGUGCGCUAAUUGCUUGAUGGCCGACAUGCAAGUUGUUAAUUGCUGACAUCUCAUCACCCGUGUUGGAUGCUGGCGUGAUGAUCGCUCGGCCAUCUGGCUCACGUGCUUGCGCGCUCCUCGAGUGGUCAAUUGCUUUGGCCAGUCUAUGCCUCAGGACAUAAUAUGGAGUGGGGAUGUCGUUGCACUUGUUGAUAGACUGAGGUCCCGUGAACCAUGACUCAAGCAACUCGCGGCUCACGCGAUUAUCCCCUCUCGCGAGAAUUUCGGCCUCAUCGAACUUGAAUGUGUGGCCGGGUCUCGUCGAAUGGGCCGCGACCUGAGAGUUGGCGUCAUUUCUCCGUACAGCUGCCACGUGUUCGGCAAUUCGCGUCCGGAGCAGUCUUCCAGUUUCUCCGACAUAGUUGGUUUGUCCGCAACUGCACCAGAUCCGGUAAACGACUCCAGAUGUUUCUUGCCGUGGCCGAGCGAUCAUCACGCCAGCAUCCAACACAGGUGAUGAGAUGUCAGCAAUUAACAACUUGCAUGUCGGCCAUCAAGCAAUUAGCGCACCUGCGGGCAACAAUCCUUGAUGAAGGGAGCACGGUUAAUUACUGUAGGUAUGCGGUAGCAUGGCGACCGCAUCCUAUAAAUACUGCGACUGCCUGUACACUAGCCACCCUUUUCUGCAACUGUCUCUGAUGAUGGAUUCAAGAGAGAAUCCGAAACGUCAGGCGAAUAAAGCCAUUGUUCCAGCGAUCGCUUCUUCUUCUGAUCAACUAGUUCCUGGAUCUCGCAUUUUCGCUUGUAUCGGCAAAAUUGUUUUUAUUGAAAAUCAAUAUAGAACUGAUAAAUUUUCACGGAUUUUUUAAAUAAGUCAUUUUUUCCGUAAACACUUCCGAAUAAAUGAAAGGUCACCUUAAUCAGACACUCCGUAUUCCAAAAUACUAAUUUGGUAAAUCCCUAUUUGCGUUUACUAAGCUUCCGGUUUGCACUAUGGAUCGAAAUCUUGUUUACACUCUGUUCAAGGAAGCUAGAAAAAUUCCUAUAAUGGCCCGCUUUGUGCAGAAGCAUACCACGAAUUGACGCAACACCCAUUUUCUAAAAGGCAAUCAUAUUGUAUUGGCCUUCAAAUGAAAAUAGUAUUACAAACGCGGCCGAGCCACGGCAGCCCAUGCUUAUCUUCAGGGUCUUCCAAAGCACUUUAUUUGACAUUUAUAUUAAAUCUAAUCAAAGAUAAAGGGGAGAAGGUACCACGCAUUGCACGUCACCUCUGGACCAAAAUUUCGAGUUCCAAUAUGCUUGUAGCUGCCGGUACAUUGGGAGAACCGAGAGUAAGGGACUGACAGCUCAAUCAGUAAUUUUGCAGAACGAUGUUUGAAGACAAAAAAGCAAGUUCAAUCUCACGCUGUUCCGAUAGUGGACGCUAUUUUGGCCCAGCCAGCAAGUACACCGUAGUUAUGGCGGUGGGUUGAGCGAGUCGCACGACCGUUACAACCGUGCGAAUGAAAAGUCGCCUAUGAAUAAUUGAAUUGCUCAUAACCACCUUACAGCAAAGACCAGGUAAAUUGGUGGGGGUGGCCAACCUAGAUCUGAGGCCAGACGAGGUGAUAAACCACUCCAAUCUCUGGGAGUAGUCGCGCAACAACCGACUUGGGGCAAAUAUUACGGGUAGAGGAUCAGAAUGGAAGCGAGCAGACGUCUAAAUUGAAUUCGUCUUGAUCGUGUUCAGCAAACGUGUUGGCGAAAAAAUAACCUUCUUAGCCUUUUCAUUCUUUUUCGCGGAAAGCCUCCCUACGCUUAAUUGUCCACCGUCAUUCUGCAGACUGUGUGGGCUAUAAGUGGAAACAGUAUGAUGUCUCAUUCUAGGGUCCGAAGGAUAGAAUUUGAAGUUAUAGGGUUGUAAGCCAAAAGUUUUAAAAAAGCCGAAUUCGCUGGGAUUGUAAAUCACGUAAGGAUUACUCCAGCAAACUCUCUAAGUACGUGGAUUUCGAGGGUCGACUGAGAGUUUCAGGUAUUUUCGAUUUUUAUAUAAAUUGUUUACCCCACCAACUGCGGCGUAUACAGUCGUUACAUUCUGUCUGUCCAAGAGGCAUAUGUAAACAGCCCGUCAAGAAGCCCCGAGAGAAUUGCCGGGGAAGCAAUUAAACAGGCGUCUCCAGUGAAUACCGAACUGGUUAGAUUUUUGCGCAAACUUUUCGCAAGCAAAUCACAAGAGUGUUGAGCAACGACUGCCAUUUGCGCCUACACAAUUAAACAGGCGUAUGCUGCAGAUUUGAGCAAUCUACUUUAUUUGGUAUUUGUGCUUACAGGGGUGACCAAUUUGAAAAUUGAAAUAGGCGUCCUUGGUUUUAGUCGUAAGUGUGGUUUAGAGCGGGCCUCAGGACGACGAAAACCUUAUACUCGGAAUUCGCUGAUAAGAGAGUACGGUAUAACAUUUUUACGGUCAACCCAAAAACCAAGACCACCGGGUUCUAAAUUUUGAAUGCUAUACGACAGUCAAUUCAGGCAAGCCGAGCGCAACAAUUACAGCUCCUAGCGCCUUCCUGAUUAGUACCUGUCAACAAGUGACAGUCGAUGUCCUAAGUCUGACAGGAGGAGAUUAGUUCUGCUGACGCAGCCCAGAGUGUGGAUCAGGCACGCAGCCAUUCUAAUCUCCCGACAAAUCCCUUACGUCGAAUCAGCGAAACAAGUGUCUAACUGCCACAACGUGGCAAGUGCAGUGUCAGGGAGGGGGAGGGGGUAACUGUCAGCGUUGCCGACUGCUGGGGCGACUGCUCAGUAUGACGUUGUGAUAAGGCGGAAUGACGUAACUGACAAGGACAAGGGAGGCUGGAAUAGUCGAUACCCAGCCAUACCCAACUUCGAGGGGUGGAACACAUAGGGCUCGAUUUUGAGACCUGUAGAUUUGAGGUCCAAUGUCUCACCACAGGACAACGAACUUGUGACUCGAGGGUUAAGAGUGUUGGACUUUGAACCAACCUCUCACGGGGUCGAGCUCCAGGUGUUUUACACCUCGGAGUUGGGUAUGACUGGCUGACGACAGACAAUAAGACAAAAGUGGCCACUCCAGUCUCCCUUGUCUUUGUCGGUUACGCUAUUCUGCCUAUAUCGUAGGCCGCUGGUUGGGCUCGAGAGAUCUCCACGGCACAGCGCGACAAGUGAGUUUCGUAACGCGGUCGAUGAGCGAUAAAAUACAUGAUCGGUAUUAAAUUGACCCUUAUCAGCCCCUUGGGAGUUGCGACUGUACAGCACCUUUUUGCCCCGAUUGUUUUCCUGGCAUCUGGGGUUCAAAAAAACCAGUUUCACUCAUUUUAAGUAUAAGACUUGUGGUUACAAAGCAACAUACCACGGCCAAUCGACAAAUUUUUCUUAAUUAUGGCCGUUUGACUGUCGGUUUUAACGACACCCGCCGUUUACUGUACAACGAGGUGAGGGCAGUGACGGCGACUCGUAAUUGAAAUGGUUGAAGGUGAUGGUAGCUAAUCGGGGAAGGCAUGUAGAGAAGCUUAUUUUGAUUUGCAUCAAUUCCUUAUUGGAAACGCAUUUUUAGAACUUUGGUUAACAUUUCAUGGGAUCGGUUAUUAACUCCGCAAUGUCAUUAUCCUCGUCAUCCCUCAAGUCUCACAAUCGCGGGCAUAGUUGGAUACAUGCAUGGAAAAUCCUGUGGAUAAAACUCGAGCCGAAUUUGUGCAAACUUUUUUAGGACACUGGGAGACUGUCUUUACCUUUCUGGGUAAUUAAGCCUACCGUUGCUAUGCGAGCUAAUCGGGGAUGGAGUACAGCGGAGUCGACUCUAAUUUACACAAAACGCAGCCAGACAUCGCCUGUGUGAGGCACAACGCAUUCGCUGUGGCCAACAUUUCAAUAUGCACAAACGUUUUCCUAACAGCCGCCUUUCCAUAGGUCUUGAAUAACAUCACGCAUAAACGUUCACAAAGAAGAUUAUGUUAACCUCAAAGUCCUUUUUUCCCUCGCAUUACAUGCUGCUAAUCCAUAGAACUGGGCUUCAGUCCAGUCAAAUUAUUAAGCAAAUUAGCAAAGAAACUUUCGCCUUUACGGAUCACUUGGGUACUUGUUAGCAAAUUUUUAUGGAAGCCAUAUAUUUAAAGUUGGAAACGGUAUAGUUUACAACGGGGCUCAUUUAACAUUUUCGUGCGUAGUGUUAAAAAAGGGAAUUACGUCGGGCAGGAUGGCAUGUUGAAUGGCUGGUAUAGUGUCAAAAUCUCAUUUAUCUUAGGAAGUGGUAAUCAAAAAUCCGGAAUAUCAUUUUUUUAUAGAGGAUGUUAUAAUGUUUGUAAUCGGGCGGCAUAAUCAUAAAAUAUUGCGGUCAGGCCAUGUUUUGAAAGUGCAAGAUUCCGACUGCCUGCAGAAACCGCACUCGAUGAAAUGACUGAAUUUUUGCACAUUGGGUUUCUACUUUUUGCUGUAUUUAAUAGUCCAAGUAGAUUUUGUAGAAGCCAUGAAUACGAAUAUUGUUCCUCAUACACAUUUGAUAGGAAAAGAACUUCUCUUCAAGUUUUAUAUUUAAAGGAAUGAUGACUGCCAGUUUGGGUCGGAUGUGGUUAAGUAGACCAGCUUGAAGUAAAAAACCCCCAGUUAUCUCUAAUGCAGUGCCGGUGGGCCAGGCAACGCACAUGCGACGAGGUCAAUUAGUUGUAUGAAAAAGAAAAGUUAUUGGGAAUGCGCGGUUGUACAUUAAACGGUUAAGAAAUAGUUGCGCUAACCCCCAACACUGAUCCUCACCCCUAACUACAACCCCUAUACCUAAGCCCUAACCCCGAGCCCUAACCCUUAACCAAAACCUCAACAGCAUUGUGCCCAUCAAGUGGGGCCAACAAACCAUAUAUUACCGCACCAGCAGCGGUUGCGUUUGCGUGUUCAGCUCCUACGACGCACACUGUACAGAUUCUGAUUAAGGAGAGUUAUACACUUCCGUAGGUUAUGGAGAAGAUGGCGUAUGAAGCUUCCGACAUUUUUCAAUGAGUGAACAUUCCACAAUUGCAUAAAUCUGAAAACAAUAAUCUUUUUUAAGACAAAAAGUUACUUCUUCAUCAAGUAUUAACCCAGAGAAGGCGUUGUUUGCAACAACGCAUCUCAAAAAAGGUGUUUGCGUGGAAAGCGAUUGUUUUACGGAUCUUCCUUGUCCAGUUGUGCCUUGGGGCUUAGUAGUUUCUUCUGGAAGAUUGGACGUUUCCUGUCAUGUCGUUUGCUAUCAACGGAACGAAUCUCAAAGAGAGCCACAGAAAACAUCUUUUAAAAGGUCGGCCCACAGAUGACAAGAAUUGUCCGCGUGGUGGUUUCCGAAAUCUGCAAAAAACAAGUUUUAGGCGUCAUUUGACGAGAGCGGAACGCGAUAACUGAAAAUGCCAGCGUGUAGUUAAACCAGUAGUUUGACCUAAAUACGGGACCUCAACAACAACAACCAGUCAAUUUACUACAAACGAAUUUGCAUAAUGGCACUGUUCCGGCUUGUUGAGAGUACAGUAUUGCCUCGGAAGACAACGUUCAUUUACUUAGAUGCCUUCAGAUGCUGCUGAGGACAUUUGGCUACACGUAGGCCUGUGUCCACAUGCGCACUCAACGACAAGAUUAAAGGUCAGCCCGGACUUUGGCGAGCCUUUCCUAACGUCAAUAAUCUCUCGAAAACUGCCCGUGGCCGCACGCCACUGUGAAACGAUAUUGCAUAUAAACCGAAGGGGAUCAUCAGACGUCCGCUGAUUAAACCUUCAACACGCCAAUACAGUUAGGAACAGCCAAAGUCGUUCAACCGACCUGGUGGAAAUGCUAAAAAGUGUAAAAUUAUUCUGGACGCGGAUAGAUGGACACUCACCGACAUGGAGGGGGAAUAAAGCCGACCUUCAAGCUCUGACUCCCAUCUUGACUUCAAGGCCAACGAAACCGAAGUGCUAUUUAUUCUAUCUGCUAUGGGCGUAUGCGUGUGUGUUGAGAAACUGUAUCUUAUAAAACCGAACGUCCUGGGCGUCCCGUACUUUUCUCCGGUGUUUUCUCUGAUAAUCCGGAUGACACGCAUAUACGAGUUGUCUGAAAUCAUCAGUAACCGCACCGGUACUCAAAACUGUUGUCGUCUCAGUGUCUAUUCGUCGGAAUAAGGUGAAUAGGGAAAUUAUCGAAAGGCUUACCAGACAGGAAGAUACACGAAAACAGAGAAGGCCGUAAUCUGGAUCAGCUUGCAGGUCAAGGUUCCCAUCCGGCAAAUCGACCAGCUAGGUAAACCCAUCGAUGUAUGAGAAAUGAACAUACUGCGUAGCUGGAGCCCCUCCCUACGUAAACCUCCCGAAGACAUAAGCUGACCCGCACACAUCCAGACGUAGCACACAUUUAGGCAAGCACUGGUUGGUCCCAGUCGAAAUAAGUUCAGGCGCAAGCACUUCAACUGUCACUGGCCAGAUGAUGACGCCAAUGCAAUUGACAUUUUCGGCGUAAAUAAUUAUUUACAGUUCCCUACAUCUACAAACGUUUCUGCUAAUUUUUAUAAUGGAUAACUCUUGAACACUAGAAACGCGGAAACGUCUGUUUUGGUUUGCCCCCGUGAUUUACACAAUCGAGCGCUUUAAAUGAAAGAACCCACAUCAGCAGGACACGUUCCCUCAGUCGACGCUCGUGGCAGGGUCAUAGGAGGCAAGCGGAGUGCGACUUUAUUUAUAAAAAGACAAAAAGUAAUUAGGAUAUCAAUAAGGGCGCGGGAAACUAAUGGCGAAGAUAAUAAACAAGUGAAUUAGUGCUUUAAGCGUGCAGUUUACCUCCAGAGAAAACCCAAAUUUUAAAGUGAAAUGGAAAAUUCCACAUGGCAUAUUUUUGUCAAAAUGAUUAUAUCUUAACGCAAAAAAAUAAGUCGAGAUAAGCAAUUAGGACUUCAUUAAUUAAGGCUGAUGGGGAUAGGAUAAAACCAUCCUUUUUAGAUGUUGCAUAUGCAUGGUCAGCAGGCGACGGCGGCAGUUAUAAAAACUGGCAAAAGAAAAAUAAAUAGAUGUAGAGUGGCAAUAACACCAAAGAGAAGGGAGACUGGAAUGGCCAUUUCUGGCUUAUUGGCCAUCUUCAGUCAGUUACACCGGACUGCGAGGUGUGGAGAACCUGGGGCUCGAUCCGGCGACCUGUUGGUUGUUAUUCCAAAGUCUAUAACCAUUAAGCCAUAAUCUCGUUGCCCUGUGAUAAGUUGUUGGCCUUCUAAUAAACUGAUCGGGAGAUUGAGCAUUAGAUGUUCCAGCCCUCAGAGCUGGGUGUGCCUAUCUGAGGACUGCUAAUAGACCGAGAAUGUUUGCCGCAGUUUCCCUUGUUUUUGUGUAAUAUUAGGCAAGAAUAUGUUUGUGUACGAUUCCCAAAAGCAAGUAUUUGAGUUCAAAGGCGCAAUGAAAGUAAAUUUAAAAGUGCACACUGUUUCUUAAUUCAUUUUUACUUAAUUUGCUUUGAGAAGACGGCGGUAAAGGAGCAUGAUCGAAAACUGACAUGCCAGCGUGUACGGACUAAAUUUUGCAAGACAACCUAAAUAAUUCUUUCUGAUCGGAAACACAUUUCAGAAUUUUGGCCAACGAUUCAUGCAACAGUUCAGACAAUACUUGUGCAAAAUCCAUUUUUAUUGCACAACGGUUUCCUAUAUUUACCCGCCCAGAGCAGUGCAAAUUCCUAUACCAACCUUUUAAAUCUUGAAUAAUUUUUACGAUGUUCUGCAGAAAAAUUCAAAAACUUAAUGCUUUUCGCUUUUUUGCAGGUAUUUACGCUUUAUUUUUAGGUUUGAUUUUAGAGCUAGCACUUGUUGCGCGUUAUAAAAGGCUUCCUGGCACUGUAUGCUCUGGAUUGCAACCUGCUUUCUAAAUUGGUCUUGCAGGCGGUCUUUCAGCGAACAAAAUUUAUAAAGCUGCCAAGCUUUAAAUACCUAAGACAAGUGCAACGUUCUUUCAGACGCGAAUAUUAAGCCGGUGUUCACAUAAAAUGACCAGGGAGCCUAAUUACAGUAAUUCCGAAACAUCGUGUUCCUAUAUAAAUAAAUUUAAGGCUUCGUGCUAAAUGAAUAGAUUUGUAUAUGAGAAAAGUGGUGCAUGUGAAAAAAACCAAAGAAUUAUUAACUGAGUUUGAAAACUGUGGUUUAACAAACAUACCAAACUCAGGUUUCAAAGGCUUCUCGCUUAUGCGUGGGAAAAUGAGGAGGAAAGGAGGAAAAAGGUUUUACCAAUUACGUGGCGAAUUUCGACAUUUUACCUUGAUAAAUUACGCAGUCUUACCAGGAACAUAUUUGUUAAUGCCCCAAUGCAAGCAAUCAUAAUUGUGCAUAUUUUUUAAUUACAGAUAAAUCGAUCGCUUUCGUCGUUCUUGGGAACGAAUUGGUGUCGAAGGGCUCGGGCAUUUCACAUUGGCAUUCAAUGAUUGAAAACGCAGAUUCCACCAUUACGGAGAUCCACGAACUUCAACCUAUCUCUUGA
This is a messenger RNA of Spirometra erinaceieuropaei, 47543 nucleotides long. The record is from the annotation of a GenBank genome assembly. Lineage: Eukaryota; Metazoa; Platyhelminthes; Cestoda; Diphyllobothriidea; Diphyllobothriidae.